Xyrichtys novacula (pearly razorfish) is the source of this 51612-nucleotide messenger RNA. The record is from the annotation of a GenBank genome assembly. Lineage: Eukaryota; Metazoa; Chordata; Actinopteri; Labriformes; Labridae.
AAACGGUUCAGUCACCCGUGCUUAGGAAGCCAAAAUUACAGCUGAAGUUUUUUAACAAGGAGACUGACUCUAAAUCACCUUUUAUUUAAUCGUCUGGUCAUUUAGCGAGUUUUUCGCCUUAUUGUUGCUCGAUACCGGUGUCGUGAAAAAGUCUACUUCCCCUCUUCAAGCUGGUGCCUCCCCAAAGCGCUGCUCUCCGCAUGUUAAGGCGUAGCAAAGUUAACGAGCGACGGGUUUAAACUCGGGUCACUCUGAGCAUCCAAAAAGCCAACUGGUCAAUGUUGGAUAAGUUUCAGGUUGAAGUUUUAUGUAGUGAGGACAGACUUUUGAAACAACUCCUGUGUGUUUUUAUUAGCUCCUGACUUAGUUAGAGCUGGGUCGCGUUGAAUUGUCUCGGUUAUUCUCACGCUGUGACAACGGAGUCAUACCCCCUCUUUGGAAAAGUCUACGCUUUCUACUUUCACGGUAAGGCUUUUUGACUGAGUUUGUGUGAGUUUCAUGAUAAGUUUGCCAUAAAGUUUGACGAUAUAGUAGCAGGUGCAGACUGCAGUGCAGCGGUUCGCUCAGUGAAAAGUUAUCCUCAUGUUUCAACGCAAAUCUCAUUAUUUGACUUGUUUCAUACACUGUCUCUGAUUGUCUCUCUCAGCUGUUUGGUCCACGUGGUUUUGCCCGAGAGGACUUUGAUAUAAUAAAUCUGCUUUCUUUCCUCACUUGGCCUGACUGGGAGGUGAAAAGGUCCAGGGGAGAGUGUGUAACAUGAGUUAGUGGGCACGUUUUAACCAGAUUGAUUUCAGAUUUAGGUAGACUUAAUCCUAUCACAGUAAAUCUGCUUCCACUCAUUAAAAGCGUCUGAAGUUCCCUAAGAUAAGCCCUCUGAUUACCUCAGACACCUCUCAGACACUGGACAAACCCUGUCAUACAGACACAUUAUUUUCUCUCCAUUGGUCAGUCAGCAAGAUUAUAAGCAAACCUAUAUGAAUCAGUCUGACAUAUUUCCAUGUGUUUCUGCAAACCCUCUUAACCUACAAUUCUCUUUCUUUAAAACAUACUUCAAAAUUUGCAUAUUCAGAACUUCAUAAAACAAUAUCACCAGCCGCAGUUAAGCUGAACUGAGAUGUGGAUUUGUAGUCAUCGAGGCUGCAGCCCACAGAGCACUUUCAGUUCGCACUGUUUUUAUUUAACUUUAGUCCUUGCUGAGGAUGCAAGUUAUUCAUUCAACGCUCUGAGGCUAAAUAAGGUUCCAGGCAGUUUUGCCAACUAACAGCACAUGAUCAGUGACAGACCUGCAUACCAUCUCACUGCUCAGGCAUCCAGCAUGUCUUGAUGUGAGCACACACACCUCUAAGAACGAUCACACAACUAGGAUCUGGACCUCAACAGAGAGCUCACAUGACAGCUAAAGGGACAGACAGAUGGGCCGUGGAGGGUGUUUGUACUUAUCUGACCCUUCUGACCAACACACACAAACAAACACACACCAGAGCUGAGACAUUCACACUUGUACCAUAUGGUAAAUCAGUUAGCCCAGUUAGAGGGUUGUGCAUUUUGUAGCCCGAGCCCUCUCCUUUUAAUGUUCUCUCCUCAAUGUCUGAACAGUGUGUGUUCAUGUUUAUUGGCUGUCCUUUAAGAAAAAGACACAACAAGAGACAAGAUUUUAAGCUUUCAGCAGAUGAUGAAAUGCAAAUUGUAAGGGUAUUAAUUUUUGAUUGAAACAGGUAUAUACUUAAGCUGUCUUUAAUGGAAAAAUGAGGCCUAUUAUAAACUUUGAAAGCUUUUUUACUGCACUCUCUGCAGAUGUGUAACUUUAUGGGUUUAUGGCUCACUGGGUUUCAGUAUGAGUGAGUUCAGUUAUCAGUCUGAGGAGUGGGGAGGUUUUAUCUGUGGUUGGACUUGCUGUUGUUAAGCUGCUCAUAAACAACACUAAAUGUUGACGCAUUAUUUUGACACUUCUAUCAUGUGGUAAGACAGUAAAAAUAACAGGCGGUAGGUGUCUUUCUACUGGUGCACCUCACGUGUAGUUUUGUAUUAAACAGAGUAAUAACUUUUUAUACAUACUGCCCUUUAAUAUUUGUUAUAAGAGGAUGUUAAAUCCAUUAGUUCAGCUCUGUUACUAAAAUAAAAAGGACAAGGGUUAUAAGUUUUCUGUAGCCAUACUAGUUGAAAGCAAAAGAAGCUGUAAGAUAAAUGAAUAAAUAAAACAUGCUAUUUUUGAUAGUGGUGUAAUGGUCCACUGAACUGAGUGAUGCAGAUGUCUGAGCUUCCUUUAUUGACUGGAGUGUGCAGAGAAUCAUGUAGAGAUGUGUUCCAGAGUCAGACUGAGGUAAAACAAGCUUUUGUGUCUUGAACAAACACAAGCAGUAGAUAGAUGGAUGUCACUGUAAAUAAUGCAGCCUCUAAAUAACUCACUGUAGAUGCUAAGAACUUAACAGCCGUGUCAGCUGUUUUUCUGUGCUAAAAUGCUUAUACAGCAAAGUAUUGAAAUAUUCAGUUUCACAAUAGUAUGCUGAUGUUCUUAACCCUUGUUUUAAUAUAUCAAAGGGGUAGUUCCAUGUAUUUUGUAAACGUGCAAGAGAAAAUGUACAGGCUGAAAAAUGUCCAAAUACAGCAUAGACUUAGACUAACAUUAGAGCUGUGGUUGGACACUGUUAACAUUAGCUUAAUCUUGCAGUAGAGAUGACCCUGUCUGCAGCUGUUGUCAGCCUAUAGCUUUCACUUCAGUUCUUGUCAGUAGCUGCGUUUACAUGGGCACAAAUAAUCGGAACAAAAAUGUGUCAUGUUCUUGUUGAUCGGAAGAUUCUGAUCCAAUUCAGCUCAAUCGGAAAGAAAUUGCAUUCCGAUUGAGAGGGUUUGUUUAUGCUGACCGUUAUUCCAAAACGCGCCCAUGAAAACACGUAUUCUGAUUGUGACUCUCUUAACUGACUCAAUCUUCACUUUUUAACCUUUAGCUUAUUUGUGGAGGCCAGUAGAUGAGGUUUCAUUAUUAACACUCUGGCAUAAAACACAACUGCAGGUGCCGUGUCUGCUCCUCCGAUAACAUAACAAGGCGUACAUACAGCGUAAUGAUGUUACCUCUGCAUGCACAGUGCAGCCUUUGACAGAACAGUAGAAUAACAGGGGGAAACCUCUUGAAUUGGAUGAAGGCGUAAAUACAACUCUUCUUCUGCGGUUGUUUCAGCAAAAUCAGACAACUUCUGCGCAUGUCCAAAUGCUUCAAAUCUGAAUAAAGUUUGGUGUAUGUAUACGCACAUCUUGAUCGGAUUAUUUGAUUUUGCAUCCAUAUAAACAGUGGAUUCAGAUUAUCUGAUCCCUGAAUUUAUUAUCGGAUCAAGAAAUUUUGCCCAUGUAAACAUGGCUAGUUUCUCAGCUAUGGGACAGAGCUCUCCAGGAUCUCCUGUAGCCACUAUUUCACUGCUGACAAGUAUCUCAUAUAUUCCCACUUUAAAAAACGGACUAUUCCUGCAAAUGGGUUAAAAUAUCCAUUUUCAAUUCCUGUAAGCACAAUGACCUCUGGCAGACAUCAGGGUUCAGCUCAUAGGCUGGCUCCUUAAGCCGCAAGAGCGAGAAAAAGCAAGAAAGUUUCCUCUGCAUAUCAAAACAGUCCAGCAAAUCUCAGAGAUUCAUUUUCUUUUAGUCUUCAUCUGUGGACUCGAAGUGAGCUGCACACCACUGCACAAUGCGUUAUUCAGAAAUGUUUCAAACACAGCAACAUGGUCAGAAAAUCUCAGAAUACUGUUAGUAGCCAGGAUGUGUGCAGAUACAGGCACCACCAUCUCUCCAACAGAAGUAUGGGUGAUAAAUGAGAGGGUAGCUACUUUCAACAGCUGUUUAAAUGAUCAGACGAGAGUUUCCAGCUCCUGUUGCCCAGCACUUCGGUUUUCGUAACAAAGGAUGUAAACAGGUAUAGCUUUUAUUGUCACCAUAAGUUUAAAACUGGAACUGUGACGGUCUUGUAUUCUAUAGAUUAGACUGGAAAUCUUGAUUUCAUUGUUUAGACUCAAUUGCAGCAAGUUGUUCUCUCAGCCUCACUGUAAUACUUCCAGUAACUUCAGUGGAGAUUAGCAAAGUAUCACAGUAUCACAAAGGGACUCCUGUAUUGUGAUAGGUAUCAUAUUGUGCAGUCAUAUCAUAUCGGCUCUACCCAGCCCUGUUUGAAACGGAUCAAGAUAAAGCAGGCUGUCCAAACUUUGCCCCAGGUCUUGUUGACAAUGUACCUCUGUGCCCUUACCAUACUGCAAGUUUGAUCAAAUCAACAGAGGUGGAGACUCAGAGAUUUAGCAAGACUUCUCCUAGGUGCCAACUUUGUUCAGUGCCAACAGGAUUAGCCAAACAGCCUGACGGUUAAAGCUGAGUUAAAGCUCUCUUCUUUGCUUUCUUUUCUUUCUGUCUCAAAGAACAAUGACUGGACACAAAGCACUGUUUCUUUUCUGGUUAAGUGCCUCUCUGUGUUUCCUAACUCUGUUGUUUCUAUACCUGCUACACCUCUAUCUCUCUCUCAGUUAUCAUAUCUCUCCCUCCCCACAUCAGUCUUUCACUUCUGUUCACUGUCAUAUGAAAGCAGGGACAGCUCUUAAAUACAAAAAUUUGAACUAGUCAGAGUCACACCUGUUGCCUGAUUUUCUUUCCUUCUCACAUGGAAACUGUUGACUUCUUAGACAGUACAAGACUCCUUAGCCGCGGGGUGUUAAACUCUGACAUUACAUGAAGAGAUUUACAGGUUUUCAAAAGGGAUGUCUUCACUUCCUUUGACUGAUCACGUGACUGAGGUCUUCAAGUUCAGCUUCUCUGUUUGUCUUCCUUUCCGUCUGUCUUUCCUGUCAACUUAGAGUGAGAUUGUGUGUUUCUGUGAGUAAUAGUAUCAGAUCUGUUUUAUCUGGGAACACUUGCUGGAUCGAAGUCUGUUAGGAAACAAUGAGCUUGUCGGCAUGUGUUUCACAGCUCAGAUUGAGAGGCUCUGAAAUGAAUGAGCUAGCAGAGGGAGGUGGGCACAGACAGAGCAAGAGGGCAGCCAUCACAAGGGCAAAGGUCAUUUUCCCCUCUCACUCCUUUCAGUUGAAAACACGUUUUAUGAGAUCCACUGCUAACAGAUGUUCGAGAGGACAAUAUUCUUUUACUUUUUUUUUCCAAUCGUUCUUUCCAGCAAUAUGUUUCUACCUGUCAUGGCUCUCCCUCCAUUUUCUAAAGCUAAAAAUGCUGAAAAGCAUGGUUUGCAAGUUUUAAUAGGAACAAAAAAUUCUUGGAAACUGAACUUUCAACCUUGUUAAACAUUUUUGAACGUCUUUCCUAUGCCCACAGAUAUCUACUGUGCUGCUCCCAAGCCCAAAUCCUCCUCAAAUAUCAUUCUAGUAAAUAAUUCCAGUCUGACUAGCCUAUAAUGACUCUUCUCAUAAGGCCUGACAUCAUUGUAAAAUAAUACAAUGACUCUCUUGCCUUCCAGCCAAGGUUUAGUUGUUGCUAUAUCAGCCUUGGAGAACAUGGCUGCAGUGGAGGCACUCACCAGCCACAAACUGAAAAAAAAAAAACUAAAAUACAUCAAAUAAACUUUUGUUCUUGUUUGUGAGCAGAGCAAAAAGGCAGUAAAUUAUUAGGAAGGUGUAAUGUUUAUUUUUAAAAUUCAACCAGUUAAUUUGACAGCUCCUAAAAUGUUGUACAGAAUUUGUUCUAUGACAUCUUGUGUAUCACUAUUGCAAAUGUCCUUGAUCUGUUACAGUAUAAUUUAAAGACCAUAUCUAGCAUACCCUAAGUAGUAGACACACAGUUGUCAGACUUGCACUAAAUAACAAUGCUUGCUUGGAUCAAUUUCUAUCUGAAGGUCAUAUUUCUUCUAAUACUCUUGUCUCAUAAAACAGUAUGAGAACUUAAGCUGCGUUCUUUGAGCUGCACCAGAGCCUCCCUCACUCUAGUGCACCACUGGAAAUGUCAUAAUUUUAUGAAAUUUAGGCUGUAGACUUUUAUGGGAUUUCUUCUUUGACUCAAAUGGUGGACCCAAUCAUAAAGACAGUAUGAAGGUGGUGUGAGCUGAUAAUCUCAAACACUUUGAGUGUGUUGAUGAUAUUCUUGUGAGUGGAGUUUGUAAUCUUUAUAUCUCACGAACUGUCUCCAUUUGAGACUGCCUGAUGGGUACAUUCUCUCACUUGUGGGGUAUUUGUGUUAAAUGGCAAAUCCAGAAGAUGUAAGGAUUUCAAUGUCAACAUUUUUAAUGUCUACAAUGGACAUUUUCCUUUUGGGUCAAGUUAUUUGGUGGGCAUUUUGGCCUCUAUUAAAUAGGAUGGCUGUGAAGAGAUGAUGUCGGGAGCAGAGAGUGAAGGUUGAAACGUGAAGUCAGAAAUCAAAUCAGAGACCUUGUAGACAUGUACCAGAGCCUCAAUACAAGGGGCGUGCACUAACACAGCAGGUGCAAUGCGCCUCUUGUCCACUUUGAUCACCUAAUUGAACAGUACCUUCAUGACCCCUGUGUAAUAAAGCUGUUCUGUACACUGUGAAUUGUUGACAUUGCUGUCUUUAGGAGCUCUUCAUGUUUACUCUGCUCGCUCUUGGUUUCUUGACUUAACAACUAUGAAGACUUUUCUAUAUGGUGGUCAUCUCCUUGAUGAGAUUCCUUUUUUUGUGUUUACUGGGUAAACAUUUCUUAGUUUCUGAUUACAAAGUGUGUAUAUGUCCCUUGAGCCUCUAAUCAGUCAGAGCAGGUUUCCUUAAUGUAUCCUGAAGUUCAGAUUCCUGACAAAAGAAAGAAACGUCUAAACAUGUUCCCCAGUGUCUCUGAGGAUUUUCAGAGGAAGUUGUGUUCUGUAGACAGUGUUUCCUUUGUUAGGUCUCCAUUUCUUCACCAGUCAGUCUCUACACGUGGGUUCAUUCACCUUCAUAUUAGAUGACUACAGUUUAAACGGCUUUCUCUCAGUAUGACCUUGUCUGUGCUAGUAACAGACACACACAAACACACACACUCAUAAUCCAUAUAAGCAAAUGGAGUCGAGUCACUUUAAAUGAUGAGUUGUUGACAGUAAGGAAACCACAUUUAGCAAGGUCAAACCUCGGUCGUAGAGUUGGUCAUCUCCCAAUUAGAAGGUCAGGGGUUUGAUCCCUGGGCUGUCCACAUGCAGAAGCCUCCUCAGGCAGGACACUUGACACCACCUGCCCCCCGGCUGGCUGUGCCCAGUAAGGCUGAACGUUUUUGGAAAAUAAUCUAUUUGUGAUUGUUUUUCCCCUCAAUAUCACGAUUGUGAUUUAAUAUGCAAUUAUUUUUUCAAGGUCCUCUUCAAAUGUAUUUUUCAACACAACAAUAAAUCAAUCUGUAUCAUAGUAAACAAUAUCAGAUUAAUUAUACAUAAAUUCUUCUUUCUGGCAAUAACCUUUUCACACACACAGGCUCUCUCUGCUUACACACUAUCGCCCACACGCAUGCAUGCGCCAUCGUAUACGUCAUGAUACUACCGAUGGCGAGAAUUGGUGCCCAAAACACUGGAGUCUGGUCUAUUCAAUCAGCUGUGCUGCCAUCACUGUAUUGGAUGUGUUUUCCGUCGUUAUGCAGAUGUGGUUUGAAGUUGAAGUGCUGGUCGCUGGUGUUUUAGCCAUUCACAUAUUGUACAUGGCUUUGUGGUGUUUUUUUAAGUGUUUAUGAAGGUGCGUAGUGUUACCUCUUGAUGUAGCAACAGUAGCACGGCACGUUGCGCAGCAGCAUCUCUUUAGCCAAAAUAAAUCCACACAACUGCCGUGCUCGGCCAUAGUGACACAGAGAGCAGUGUUGACCUCUCUCUCUCUACCUGCUCUACUUUGCUCACAAGUCACAUGACCAGACCACGUGACCAGUCAAAAUUGCAGCUUUUGGGGUUAGAAAAUUGCGUUUAACAUAUUAUGAUAUAAUCGCACAUGCAAUUAAUCGUUCAGCCGCAGUGCCCAGUGUUGUGUAAAUGGAUUUAGUGAAAAACUGAUGGGCCUAUACAACAGCCUCUGCCGCCAGUGUGUGAUUGUGGUGUGAACAGGUAGAUGUGACAUGUAAAGUGAAAGCACACUGAGUGGUCAGAAGACAGAGAAAGAGCUCUUUAAACACAGUCCAUUUAAUAUUUACUCUGCCUCUCAGCUGCUAUUAAGAGCCACAGACGGAUGGUUUACUGACGUAUUGACCACUGUACUAGCCAACAGUAGACAGACUAAUGUUAAAGGAUUGUCUACAAACUUGCUAUGAGGUUAGCUCAUAGCCAGACCAGUGAAAUCCAUACCUAUAAUGCUGCUGUUCUGGAUUGACUCCAGCUUUAAGAUUUGGAUGGUCUAAAGAGUGGUCUCAUUGAUUAAGCCUUCAUCAGGAGUUAGCAGGCAGUGGGUGUGGUAUAAAACAUGCUCUAAAUCUUCAGCCUGAUUAUUCCGAUUUCUUUUGUCUUUUAACUCCAGUUUUGUUAUUAAUUUUAUAAAAGCUACAUUUUUUUGACAAAAAGAUUUAUUGCUAAAGAAGGCUAAAAUGUAAAAUGAAAUGUAAAAACAAUAAUUUUCUGGUGUUGCCUGAUUGGUAUUUGGUUUCACUUGGGGAGUGUUGGUUUGGUUUUGUAGUCCUAAGGUGUGAAAGAAAUAAAGCUGCAGCACCAAAAGACUGUGCUGAGCUUGGAUAGGAAGUGUUUUAAGUGUAGUUACUGAAAGAUGUAAAGGGAUACAACUCUAUUUCCACUUGCUGAGAAUGAAUGUUUGUGGUCUGUGUUGAAAUGUUCACAUUGUUAGACUUAAAAGAACAGCAGGGAGUGACCGAUUAACCAAGUGAGUUGGGAAAUCAUCUGUGGGAGAACUGCGGGGAGCAUAACAAUGACUUUGACUGUCAUAAUUAUUCUUCUUGUGAAUUGAUUGGCUUCUUAAUAAAUAAUUUGGGUUAUAAACAAACUUGUCUGAAGUGAAGCUGAAGAAAAGCACAUGCAGCUCAUCUGACAAAGAUCAAAAAUGAAGGGCUAAGAAGUUUGUCAUUUUACCUAAAUUUAACAUUUUCUAAAUCAACACCGCCAAAUCUGCAACAUUUGAAGGAGUGCUUGUGAAAUAAUUCAGAGAAAAUGGAAGACCACACCUCGCCCUGUAGGAGAGAAGUUCUGGCGUCUGUUGUGUUCUCAAUCCCUGGUUUCAUUAGUCCUUUGAAACCUUCCGCUUCCUCUAAAGCUCAACCCAGCCCUGUUAUUGUGAGCCCUGUUGAAGGACACUACAGGCUGGGAUUAUUGUUGCCAAAACAUGUUGGAUCAUGAUACUGUUGAUCCUGAGGCUGUUGAACUUCAGUGAGAGAAUAAGACAGAGCUGUUUGGUCAGCAUUAGUGUGAUUAUAAUAGCAUCAUUUUUUUCAAGGCUCUAACUGUGAAGUGUUUCUGUUUCUCAAAGAGAUCAGAGAAACUGACCCACAGCAGUCUGUCAUGUGUCUGCAGUGACUGUACAGCCUGUUGUCAUUAGCAACAGUGUUUGAGCAUUAAGAUUUCCAAAAUAAUGGAGACUGUGUGACCUCAAUUUUACUCUCUACCAGCCACUGGGUUAUGACUAAAUAUGACUAAAAAGAAGCUGGGUGGAAAAAGAGAGGUGGGAAGAAAAGAAAGACAAAUGACCACAUGUAUAAGAACGAUUCAGUCGAGGUUCCUUAACAUUUUCUGCAAGACCUCCCUGUGUUAGAUUUAAUCAUUUUCAAGCCCCCUUAACAUCCACACCAACAAAUAAACAUGCUUAAUAACUAUAGACACCCUAUAUGUAGGGUGAGUGGACGCCCAGUGUUGGUGGAGGGGGAGCCAAGUUCAUUUUCAGAUAUUAAUGACCCAGCAGCCUUCUAACAAAAUUAGCUACACUUUGCAAACAUUGUAGAGGGGUCUGUGUCUAUCAACCACUGCAGGAGAGGAAAAGUAUCAUAAAGAACAUAUAGGAGAACAAGGGGUGUGGUGCAACAAAAGCCACAGCUGUGAUUGUUAUGAUGAUUGGAUGGUGAGAUUAGGUGUACACUACAGAGGGUUUUUCUUGAGGGUAGCGAGGGGGGUCUGUGUGUUUGUGUGUGUUUUACAGAGUUGGCUAUAAAUAGAAACUUAGCUAAGUUUCCUUUUAAUACAGGCCUGGUAGCCUGCAGAGUGUGAUUGUACUGUACGUGGAGCCAGAGGAACUUGCUUAUCAGUUGUUCAUUCCUUGCAGGCGUCACUGCAGAGUGUGUUUAAUAGUGUCCUAUAGGAGAGACAACAGGAUUGUAACUACUGUUCCCAUGGCCAACAUACCCUGAAAUUUGUAGGUAAUCAGCGUUGUAGGUGCACCAUCAGACCUUGAGUCACCAGUAUUCAAAUCCAAGUUUGAGCCCGUAUCGUUGAAAAAGAAUCCAAAUGACCUUAACUGCUGUAGGCUGGCAGCAGAAGGGCCAGAAAACAUGUUUACUGAGCCGAGAAAAAAAUAUAUCUUUUUUUUUGUUUUUUUGUUUUUUUGCAAAAAGAACCUGGUUUUAAAAAAUGGCUUUUGUCUGAGUAGUUCCCACAGCACCCACUGAACUUGAAGUGAAUUAUAUUGUAACGUUUUUGUUUCAAAGAUAUGAAGGUUGAUAGUAAAGGGAUAUUCCGGCGUAAAAUUAAUUUAGGGCCAAACACAUCUUAACACAGAGUUAGACACCCCCUCCAGAGAUGAAUGUUGUUGACUGCUUGCUUCUCUAGUUAUACCAACCUACACCUAUACAAACCUCAACCAAAACACAACUCUAUAGCCACAAAUAAUGCUCAGAACAGCACCUAACUUCAUCAGCAGUACAUAUAGGGUCCCAGCCAUAGUACUAGCCACCAAACAUCUUUUUAACUUUGCCUAAUUUCUUCCGCAAAGAGACUUAACACAACUCACUUACACUCUUCCAGCAGCCGCUUUUUUGUAGCGAGACCUCAGGCCAGUAAAAACAAAAAACGAAAAAAUCUCUAGAAGCUCUGGUAGAAGCUCAAGUUGUGUAAGGAGGACAAAUGUCUCAAUUAACCAACAAAGUUACAGCCCAAUCUCCAGUGAUGUAACUGCAGUCUGUUCAUCAUUACACACACACGGAUCAGAAAUCUGCUUUACUGGGUUGCAUACAACCAUAAUAAAUGAAUAAGUCGAAGAGUUGUUUUGAGUUCAAAUAUGAUUUACUUUCUAUCCAAAGACACACAAUAAAAACAUGCUGCAUGUAUGAAACUAAUGUCGAAGUGUAUUUGCUGAAUUUCUGAACACAAUUUUUUCCUGUCAACUAAAUGUUUGCUUUCAUCUUUCUGUCUCCUCAGGUAUAGAGUAAAAACUCUCUCCAUCUUGGUGUGUUUCUGGUCCUACCACCUUCACCUUCACCUGUCCUGUCCAGUCCAGUGAUGCGCUUAAGACCGUUCUAACUCCUGUUUUGGCAAGUCCAAGUCUUGUCCAUGGCUGGUCAUGUUUUAAAUCGUUAACCACUCGGCGUCAAGCUGGACCCGAAGACUUUGUCUCCCCAUACCUGCUCCUCUGCCCCGGCCCCUAAAGAGCCUUCUGAAAACACAGCUCUGCCUUACAACCCAGGGCUCCUAUUGGCCAGUGAAGAGGAAGAAGAGGAGGAGGAGGAGGAGUAUGUCAGUGAAGCAAGUCUGCCCGCUUUGCUGCAAGAAUUCGCAAAUAACUACAGAGAUGCAGAGACCAUCACCGGUAAUGUCCCUCUGCAUUCAAACACAUACAUUGACAUAAUGCACUUGUCAUAAUAAAUCAACACAAAUGAAAGAGAAACAGACAUAAAUGUUUGUUUUUUUAUGGGUCUGUUUAGUUUCAGUGCAGAUGUAUUUCAUCUCUGUGCUGAAGAUGUAAUAACAGCUUAGUAGUACUUUAAUAACAUAUCUGCAGUAUCAUUUUAACAACAGCUCUGUAGUAUCAUUGUAAAAACAGAUCUUAAGUAUCAUUGUAAUAACAGCUCUGAAGUCUCAUUUAAAUAACAACUCUAUAGUGUCACUUUUAUAACAGCUCUGUAGUAUCAUUGUAAUAACAACUUUGAAGUCUCAUUUUAAUAACAGCUCUGUAGUAUCUUUGCAAUAACAGCUCUGUAGUAUCAUUUUUAUAACAACCUUUGUAGAAUCAUUGUAAUAACAGCUCCGUAGAAUCAUUGUUAUAACAGCUCUGUAGUCUCAUUUAAAUAACAGCUUUAUAGUAUCACUUUUAUAACCGCUCUGUAGUAUCAUUUUAAUAACAACUCUGUAGAAUCAUUGUAAACACUGCUAUGAAGCCUCAUUUGAAUAACAGCUCUGUAGUGUUGUGUUAAUAGCAGCUCAGUAGUAUCAUUGUAAACACUGCUCUGUAGUAUCAUUGUAUACUGAGGAAGUGGCUGUAUGAGAGUGUGACAGCAAGAGCGAGGCCUGUGGAGCUGUGAGAAACUGUCUCCUCUGUGUGACCCGCUUCGAAUGUCACAUCCUGUCAGUAAAACAGCUCCAGGGGACCUGGGCUCUGUGACUGAGCCAGCAUGUGAAAAGAGCUCCCAGUGGACUGUCUCUGUCAACUUGUUCACUCAUCCUUCUUCUUCUUUUCCUCUCACCACUCAUCCUUCUCUUCAAGAGAGCACAGGGACACUAAUGUGUUGCCCCCCGUGGUUUUGUUGUGCUGUGGACCAUCUUCUUUCUCCUCACAGUUUGAAUGAGCCCAUCUGGACCAAGUGUCUGGCAGGCGCUUCAACAAAUGAAGUGAUAGCAUAUGAAUAAUGAAUGGAUAUUGAUUCAUUUUUGGUGUUGCAGUGCUAAUCAGGCUGCGGUGUAGAAACCAAACUGAUGACAGACGACUUUUUUAAGAAUCGAUGUUAAGACUGCAGAGUACUGAGACUGCUGUACAUGACUGCAACCCAGAGGGAUUCAUCCAGUGCUCUGUAUUGAUAUAAAACUUGGAAGACAACACUUAAACAAGGAGCUGAGAAACAUGAAGGAAAGGGCCCAGUGGAGGGGACAGUCAGGGAGCUGGAUACUGCCUGGCAAAGAGCCAUCGUAGCAAAGCAGGAAGGGAUGCCAAGAAACUUGUACAGCACAAGACCACAGAGUCUGUUCAGCACUGAUUGAGACAACAGCAGUUUCUUAUGCAAAAACAGGAAGAUGCUAUACUGUACUUUCCUGUUACACACAUGCUUCUGCUGUCGACCCAGUCCCCUUUGUUAGAUUGAAAACCAAGCACCUGAUUCUAACUAAAAGUAAGGCAUGAAGUAUUUUCUGCUACCUUUGAUGAACUUUCAUACCUUGGAAAGUCAGAAACUUGGCUGCACCAUUUCUUUAUCCAUUUAUUAAGUUUCCAAAGCAGCUUAACCACUCACAGGGUCCCACAAGGCUGGAGCCGACUUCACUUUACAUUGGCCAAGAGCCAGAUUACAUCCUCCUUUGUUAGAGCUAUCAUAUGGUGUGUUGUCAUGUAGAGUCAGUUUAAGCUUAAAGCAUCUUCUACAUUAUUUAUUAUAGCUUGGUGGAGUCACUUCAGAAUGGAUGUAACCCUUGAUAUUGACUGGAUCAGUGCAUUUGUGGCUCUUUCUGAACAUAUGUUGUUUGCUGUUAAACCUAUGUUCGAAUAUAUCAUAUCAUAUAUCAUAUAUUAUAUCAAGGCUGUGAAAGCUGCUUUUGUGGAUGACUAGCCAUGUUAUAGUGGUGUUACCUCAUUCAAAUAUAUUGCACAGAAAAUCUAAGAGUACCAUUUAAUAUUAAAUGAUAAAGAUACAUUUUCAGUGUUGACUGAUAUUAAGAUAUAAGAUUUAGCAUUAAGUAACAAUCACACAAAGGAGGAAUGACAUAACUUUACAUCUAAUGCUUCACUUUCCACCUUCUUUGGUUUUAAAACUAUACCUCAGUUUUAUAUUUCAAAUAUUUGGAUCCCAGUCUGUUCCAGUGGAAAAGAUAUCAAAGUUUAAACAAGAGAAACAAACCAUCAGAUUCUUGAUCUGACUCAUGCGCAGUCAGACAGGAACAGUCAACCAGACAGGAGUGUAACACCUGUGAUUUGCAAAACCAAAUGAUGAGAUGAAAUGAUACCUUGGCACUACCUACGGUGGUCACAUGUCCAAAACGCCAAAGCUAUUUAAAUGCAGCUGAGUGAGGACAGUGCAGUGCUGCCAUCUUCUGGUGUGUUAGGAUUAUUAAACACAAUUUACUUUUUUUAUACAUAAAAACAAAAUUUACGAGUUUAAGUCAGUAGAUGUUUCAUUUUAAACUUUUUGGGGCCUGUCCCUCUAUUUUCCUUCUGUCUCUCACUUAUGUUUCACCAUCAGUCCUUCCAAACACUCUGCUUAAAUACUUCCUCACAAAGUGAAAGAGACUUUGUGCAAGUGUGUAUGUGUGUGUGUGCGUGUGUCUAACUUCUCUCAGUCCAGAGCAUGAAUAACCACAAAGAGCUGAAUGGAGCAGCUCACUGCCAUGGAGCAGUUCCUGGGCGUGAGGUGAACUCUCCGUGGUUACCGGCCAGCAGUGAUAUAAAGAGUUGAGUAACUGUGAAAUUAUGGGAUGCUCAGGGAGGAGAGAGAUCAGGAACGAUCACUCGGACAAACAGUUACAAGUUAUGUAAGUGGACACACAGAGUAGAAUCCAAAUUGCUGAGUCUGCCUGCUCACUCUCAAGCAAUUACAUCAUGGGAAAACUUCUUUUGUGUUGUAAUGUUUGGAGAAGAGCCUCAUUCUUGUUGACUGUUUGCAUUAUCACAUACACCGGAGGAGACAGAGCCAAGUUAUAUUAUACCGAAACUGUACUGACAAAGUCAAGCCAAUCCCUCUGGAACAACUCUAUCGGAGAAGUGUUUCCAUUUUGUAGGAUUUUAAUUGGACAUGCAGGUUUGUCAGAUGUGGGCUGCCUUGCAUGUUAACUCGGUGUUGCUAUGGAUUCUGUGUUUUUGUACAUGGAAGGUCAGAGCUGAUGGGUGCACACAUUACAAAACAGGCUGAGCGGCAUUUGUUUGGUCACUGCAGGAACCUUUUAAACUCCGCAAAACAAUCUUGGAAUUUUUGGAGUGCUUUUAGCAUCUGAGUGCAACUUUGAAUACGCCUCUCGAAACUGAGUUUGUGACAAAUACUGCUGGACUAACCUCAAGCAUAAACAGAAGCAGUUGGUGCUCUUUUGACUCUCCAUCUUUAUAUUUCCUGUGUUUGAGGGAGGUGUUACCAUCAUAAGAUAUUGCAUGUUUACAUUUUUGAUACAGCGACACGUUCUGUCAUGUCUGUGCUUCCUUACUUGAUGUUUCCAGAGCACACAAUGGCCUCAUUCUGCACAAAAUCAGUAUCUGCUCUGACAUCUAUUUAUUCAACACCAUUGAGACUUAAAGGGAUAUUCCGACAUAAAUUUAAGUUAGGGUCAAACACACCGUAACACCGAGUUAGACACCCCCUGGAGAGAUGAAUGUUGCCGAAUGCUUGCUUCCCUAGUUACACCAACUUUAGUAGUACUAGCCAUCAAACAUCUUUUUAGCUUUGCCUGUUGUCUCUAGCAAAGACACCAAACACAGCUCACCCACUCUCCUCCAGCAGCCGCUUGUUUGUGGGGGGAGCCCUGAUGUGUCUAUAACAGAGACAACCAACCACAGUAUGAAAACGGCAACUAAGUUAUUGUACAUACAACAUGGCUUAUGUUAGGUUGAUAUGCUGCAAACAGCUAACAUUUAAAACUAUUAAAGUCAAACAUCAAACUUGGGCAUCAGAUUAUACCGAGAGCGCUUAGGUGGAGAAUUUUUUUCCUUUUUCUCCUAAAUGAAAUGCCUGAUCUGAGUGACGUUUGCUCUAUGAUUGCUCCACGUUCAACCAUGGAAACACAGUCUACAGGUAUGACAAACCAUACUGUAUGCAGAACUGCACAAACACUCAGUUUUUUUGGGAUUGGACUUAAGAAAAGAAGAGAAAAAUUGUUUGCUGACAAAAAAAAAUAAUACUCAGGUCAUGUAUACAUACUGAAGAAAUGGAUUCAAGUAUAUUAACUUUGUCUACAACUGUAUUGCCCUCCAACUAUGCAAAUUACUAACAACCAGCUUAAAAAAAAACAGUUUACUGCUAUCAUCUGGAAAAUCAAAUAUGUGAAACUGAUUAUGUUUCUCUGUCAGGUAAAAAAAAAAAAUCUGCCUUACUCUAACUUUAUGACUUCUUGACUGACAAAAUCAAAACUUGACUGUACUGUAAGCAACCACAAACCACUGAGGGCUCAUGUAGAGCAUUUCUGAAUGCUCUCUGAGGUAACCUCGUCAUCAGCCCAGUCACCUCUGCCAGUUUGUGUCGUAAUGGUUGGCAAAAUAUGCCUGUAAACUUUCAGUAAUGGUCUGAUUCAGAGUCCAUGCUACAGUAAGGAAGAACAAAGCUGCAUUGCAGGUUAUAUAAUCUAGUUUUGGUAUCAGGAGGACACAGUUAUCUGUUGAAUUAUAAGUGGUUCCAUGAAGGUACCGGGCAAGAGUAUCAACUAUAAAACCUGAUGUUGCACUGAUGCUAGUUUUCACUCUCUGAUCAGUAAUUCUCGUUCCUUUUGUAGUGUUUUAAAAGUGACUCUCCAGUGAAAACUUAAAUAACAUGAGCAUAAUAGACAAAGAGAACCACUCAGGUAAAGAAAUUUGAACACCUGACCUCACCACAGCUUCCCACACUGAGCUCCUGCAGGCUGCCAGUGAUAUUUGACCAGGUUGACAUGCUCUCCUGUGAGGUAUGUGUUGACCCUCUGAGACCAGCGGCAGCUUUCAACUACAGCCCAGUCUAAUUCUAGACCCUCACAGAGCUGGUACUGAAGCCUCAUGGGAACAGCAUUGACAUUUUAGAUAGUACUGCUGGGAUAGAGUUUGAGUUUUAAGUCUGGUUCUCAAUUGAUUAUAGUUUUGCCUGUAUAUAUCAGUAGUUUGUUGCCCAAACAUGAUUGGUGCAUUGAAAUAAGAUCUAAACUGCUUUUUACAAGAACUAUAAAAAGUCUAAUAUUUUUCAUAAAUUAAGUUAAUAAAACCAAAAAGUUCCUCCUAAAUAUUUAAAGACCGAAAACAAACAACUCUUGAUUUGGUUUUGAUCCUUUAAAAGCAAAAUAACACUGGGCUGAAGUUCGACAUGAGCCCCAUUAAGUGCCUCCCACAUUUACUGCCGUGUUGAAUGUUGUCAAGUCAGCUAUGCCAAUAUUUUGGCUCCUCAAAACACUGUCCUGUUUUUGUUCCCUAAAACAGAGGCCUCUGACUCUCACAACAACUAUUUGAGAGCGGGAAGUGAAGCCUCUGACACUCAUGAAGCAAGUUAACAACAGUGUGCUGCUAGCAGCGAGUGUUUAGUUACAUAUUAGCAAGUCUUGUAUUCCUGGCUGUUAAACAUUGAAGUAAACCUAAUUCUGUUUCACAAAUGUUAACACACAGUUAAGUAGCCCAAUGAUGAUAGAAGUUUGUUAGAUAUUUUAGAGCUGUAAAUAGAAUUUGUCUAUUAGGGUUAAGGUUAGGGUUAGCAAACAAAGUUAGCAAAGAACCACAUUGUGAUGUUAGUCAGAGCUAGCUUUGUGUUAGCUAUUCAUGUGUUUCAGACCGUCAUAUAUGUGAAGGUUUUUCACAAAAAGUAUUAAGUUAACAUAACUUAAACAUGUUAAGACACAUUUUAGAGUAUUUUGAGCGUUAUUUUCCUCUCAAAAUUUAAUAAUUGAAACAUGUUAAAACUUUUCCUGUAGGUAAAAAAGGGAAAAUUGAAAGACAUCUGGAGGUUUUUUUUUAAAGCUAUUGCUAACUUUAGCUUAGCUUAGCAUAGUUUUAGGGUUAAGAUUUAGUGAGAACAAUAUGCAAUGUGUGAUUAUUUUGCUCUGUAUUAUAAUAAAACUAUUUAGUGACACAUUCAAAUCAGUUUUUUUUCCUCUCCCCUAAAUACCAGUGUCAGUGUAUCUGAGAGACACACAGUGUUGGCUAAUACUCAACUGUAGGACUAGAAUCAGGACCAGAAGGGGAAGUAUUAGGACAUUCCCAGAAUAAAGAGCAAAUUGAGUUUCCCUUUUGAGUGCAUUUUGCUCACUUCUGCAGAUGUAAGUGAAAGUGUAAUACAACUAUUUUUCUUGUUCAUUUUAUUCAUUGUAAUACUUAGAAUUGCCUCUUUUGUCUUUAGUCUGAGAGUUUACUUCGGAGCAACAUGUUCUUGAACAACCAGAAAGACAAAUAGCUUCAGGCGUGCUGUGACCUGCGGUGUGUAUAUACUGAAGCAGGACGAGUAGAGAGAGCGAGAGUGUGUUUAGUUAGCACAGCUCAGAGGAAGAAAACAGCUGGGUUUGUGGCUGUCAGAGUGAGGAAGACAGAGUGGGGGGUGAAGUGCAGGGCGGUCCAUGUGGCUAUCGUCACUGGCAUGUCAAGCAUGACGGGCUAGUUUGGCUCGGGUCUUCUCUCUUCACUCCUCCCUCCCUCUUUUCCUCUCUCUCUCUGUCCUGACUCUUACUGUCAGUGCCGUCCGCUGAAACUUUUGACUCUCUCUCUCUUUCAUGUUCUUCCUGUCUCCCACCCUCCCAAUACUCUUUCUCUCUCUCCUCUGUGCUAUUUCGUUCGACCUUGCUCUCUCCUGAUCCAGUGGAAAAUGUGAUUGGGGGGCAAGAGAGUUGGUGGUUGUCGGGCGUCAGGCACCAUGAGUGAGUACGCUGAGCACAGCAUGGUUUUCAGCCAGCUGUGGCUGCUCUUUGUGCAAGUUUACAACUAUCUGGUUAACAUCUGGGUCUCUGACUAACUGUGUUCACUUCUUUAUUUCUUUGUUUGUUUGUUUGUUUUUUGUUGUUGUUUGUUUGUUUUUUUUUGUUUGUUUUGUCUUUCUAUCUUUAACUCUGUGAGCUCUUUUUUUCUCCUUUUUUGGAGUUGUAUUUUAGGGAACCUACUGGAUUUGCCCAGACAAAUUUAAUGUUCAUUUUUCUGUAGUGUUUUGCAGUGUCAGUUCUUAUACGUCUAACAUGAUUGAAGCUUUAAUCUUAAAUUUAAAAUAUCUUUUGUUUUGGUUUAAAAGUUUACAUUAGGAGUGUUGUGAAAAAGGUCAGCAUGGCCACAUGUAACACUGUCUUGCAGUCCUUGUUUACAGGAGGCAGCCACUUUGGACACAAUAUUUGUUGGACAUAGUUUAAAUUUGUCUCACUAUUUCAGCAACAUUUAUGAAGUCUUCGUACUCUUGUGUUGUUUCUGCAGUCUGACUAUAGAAUCAUGUGGUGCCAGCUCACGUGCUCCUAUACCCUUCUUCUUUCCAGUGACCUAAAUUUGAGUGUCAGUCCAGUGAUACUACACAGACUGAUGUUGUAUGCUCAAUGUUUGCUCUUGUGUGGGCAGGUUUUGUUUUGACACUAAUGCUUGAUCAUGCCAGUGUUAGUAUAACUGCAGCGGUUUAGAUUGAUGAAAUGACUUACAAAUGUUGGAAAAUGCAACAGUACUGGUACAUUGUCACCUACAUAUCAGACAGAAUCACCUGGACUUGAUUUUGUCUUUCUGUCUUUGAGUCCUCCAUUCCUCUGUGCUCUGUGCAUGUAAAUGUGUUAAUUGCUCAGUGUGACAGUGUGACCGCCUGUUCUUACAUUUGAACUUGAACUUGCUUCCUCUGUUUGCCAGCGGUCUAUAUUUACACCUGAAUGUCACACUCAAACUUUUCCUAUUCAUGAGGCAAAACCUUGGGUUGGAUUUACAAGAUCGUGCCUCUAUAUGAUACUGAGCAGGGAGAAUUCUGAAUCAAAACAGGUGCUACAUGUUAAGUCCUGCUUCUUAUAUUGUGUUGUCUGUGUGAGUUAUCAUGCAAUGCCGUUCAUUGUGUAGAAUGAAAUCCUGUCAGAAGAGCCACCUGAGAACAAAGGUCAACAAUGCUCACGAAAGACAGUAUAUUUACUUUGUACUUUAAACACUUCUUGUCAACUUCUUGCGGCUCAUUUAGUAACAUUUAGUGCACAUUUACAAACUAGACCGCAGACAUUCACACAUACUCAUUUUUUUUUUGUCUGUCUCCAUUCAUUGACCUUUUUUGUCAGCACAGAAAGCUUUGUACUAUUCUUAUCCUCACUCAUAUCCUAUCAGUACUCUAUUUGGGAGCUUAAGCUUGUCGGUCAUAUUUCAUUUCAGUUCAGAGGAAGAAUUUUGUCACUCAGCGUCCCCUUUAUGAUCAGUUGAUUUCAAUAUGAUUCGUCUGUUGUCAACAUUAAGAACUCUCAAAACUUUAUUAAGGUGACUCCAAGCUUCACAAGGGCACUAGAUUGAACUUUUUACAAGGCUUGUUCUUGUUGAUAACAGUAGUUGUGGUUUUAUUGAUUAUUAUUGAUUAUAUUAUUAUUAUUUAUUAUCUACUUCAGCCGCCACUCCAGCCGCCACAACUUUUGAACCGUCCUCCAUCUCCUCACCUGUCUUCCCUCUUUGUUACAGACUGGAUGGGGUGGAGUCACAUCUCUGACGUAGGACAGCGUCUUAAAGGGACAUGAGACCAUAGCCCACCUACACUCAUCCAAAACCAAUUUUUAUUUAUUAAUUUUUUGACACCCAAUAUACCGAUAUGGGCAAAAUGACAUCGGAUAUUGUCGUAAAUUUUGGUAUCUGUAAAUUUUCAGUUUAUCGCCCAGCUCUAGUUAUGGUAUAAAAACAAAAGAAAAGGUACAGACGCAAUAACAGCUUAACAUUUAAAGUUGGUUCUCAUAUUCCAGGAGGUGAUUCUGCCAUUGUGUUGGAUGUUUUUAUUCAAGGGUGAAUUUAUAAAAAGAAGAAUCAAACAGAAUACAUACUCAGAGACAAUGGAGGAGGGAUUGUUUUCAUGGUAUUCCCCACAUUAAUCAAAGAUGUCAUACAGUUGAAACUCCUGAGUCAAUGUCACUGUUGUCGCUUGUCUAAUGGUGUUGCUAAUUGUAAUUUGGUAUUCAGUCUGUCCUGAAACCUCAUUGGCUGAGCUGGCCGAAUGAUUUCCCAGCUACUGUAUGAGUGCUUGUGCGUGUUUCCUUUUUUUUCAGCACAGUCAGUCAUUCAGUACUGGAUUAGCAAACUGAGAGACAGCAUUGUUUAAGGCAGAGACAGACAGAGGGACAGACAGGCAGCAGAGGAGAGCGACAGAGGCAGCAUAGAGGGAGGCAGAGAAACAAAGGACUUGAUUUUGACUGUAUGUUAAUUCCCAUUCUCUCUCACAGCUGCCCAUUGAUGAGCUUUUAAUUUUGACGUUUCUGUUCGAAAAACAAGGAAAAAUUCAAAACUGUGUCUGAAUAGGGACAAUGCACGCCUCAAUCUUAAAUGGCUGAGUCUUUUUAUAGCUCACUAAACUUGUGAACAGAGAGGCACAUAGCUGAGGGCUUAGGUAAGAUGAUUUAGUUUUCCACCACAGCACAUAAAUGUAGCUCUCUGUUUGACUCUGGUUUUUGAAAGGAGGGUUUUUGUGGACUUUGUAGUCAACAAAGAGAAAGAGAGAUUGUGGGCCUGUUCAGCUGCCUGUCUAAGAUGACAUCAUGCAGGAUAUGACAGCAGUUCUUUUAGUGUAUAGGUUUUUUUUUAUCCAGACGGGUACAAAUCCAAGCAACAUAAGCUAUUUGCUUAACAAUUUUGUACUCAUGCUUGUCCGAAAGUAUGGAAGUGUAUUAGAUUCACUUAAUCUAGUGUGCUCAAGUGAAAGAGGAAACUGUUUUUUUUUUUUGAGUAAUUUUUUUCUUCUUUCUGUUUUCUGACCAUUUUUUUCUUUUUUCUUUUUUUCCCCUGCUAAUAUUUUUCCCCUCUUUCUGUUUUUUUGGACAAAAUUUUAUUCAAUUUUAUGUUUUUUUUUUACAAUCAGAUAACGUUAACCACCGCGGCUGCUCCUUAUCAGUGGAUUCUUCAGCUCUUAGAUAACUUUGACUACGGAGUCAAUGAGAGUCAAGCAAAAGAAAAUAACUCUGAAAAACAGAAAAUGAUGAGUCAGAAGAACAGAAAAUUUACCCUUGUUCUUGGUGUUUUAUUCUAUUGCUGUCUGUCCUUGUUUUCCUUUGUACAUCCUUUCAUAGAUUUCAUAGCCUGCGUCAAACUAAAUAUAUUAAUAAACAACAAAAACGAGGUGAUACUUUUUUCCAAAACCAAAAUGAAAUGAACCAAAUGAAGAGUUUGAAUAAAAAAGCAAAUUUCCAUUCAGUGAACCUGACCUUUACUUCACCUCUGUAUUGAAGUACAGCAAGGCAGCUGAGAGGAGUGGUGGUUUAGUUCUUAAGUUGUCCACUAGAGAGCAUCACAGUACUACUCCUAGUACAACUUCAUGUUAAAUGAGGACAGGUGUUUUACUCUCUUAUUUUCCUAGAGCCAUAGAGCACACUGUUUAAAAUCAUAAAUCUCUGUCCUAAAGAUAAUGCUUUCUUUUUUUCUGUUGAUGAUGCAUUAUUCCAUGACUGUUGACAUGCUGUUCAAAAGAAGAAACAGUGUUUGUCUCUUUCUCUCUGCAGAUGUCUGUAACAGUACUGACCUGCCGGAGCUCGAGAUUAUCAGUCUAUUGGAGGAACAGCUGCCCGUCUACAAGCUGAGGGCUGACACAAUCUUCGGCUACGACCAAGAUGAUUGGCUGCGUACACCCAUGGUGGAGCCCAACUCUGCCCUUGACCUGACCAACGAACAGAUAGAGGAGACCCUCAAAUACUUCUGUAAGUUCAUCAGUGCGAUUUUGCCACCUUUUGAAGUAGAAAUAUUUCUUUUGCAAAAACUCAAUGUACGAACUACUGAUUGGUGAUCCCUCCUUGGACCAAAAAAAGUCCAGUCCUCGAGGCCCACUUUCCUGCAUGUUUUGGAUGUUUCCCUGCUCCAACACACCUGAUUCAAAUGAUCAGCUCGUUAUUAAGCCAUUACAGAGCUUGAUAACGAGCUGAUCAUUUGAAUCAGGUGUGUUGGAGCAGGCAAACAUCCAAAACAUACAGGACAGGGGGGGGCUCAAGGACUGGACUUGAGAACCACUGGGUUAGCUCAUAACGCGCUGCUGAAUCAGGCCUAUCCUGAUAAACUGGUUUCCGUGUAUGUAUGUGUUGUGAUAGGGAAAGGUUUUUACUGAACAUAUUGCUUUAUAGGCCUUUGGAUGAUUUUAAUGUGGUUUGGCAGUUUUGGCUCAGCAUCUAGAGGACAAAAUACUCAUUAUUAAUGUCAGAUUUCUAGCUUAAGAAACCAGCUCCCUUAAUACAUUUGCUCUAUGAUAUCCAAAAACAACCCUGCAAUGUCCUUUAAAACCACAGUUGUUCUGAAAAAAUGAGGCCUAAUUAUCUUAAUGUAAGAUUUACUCUGACCUUGAGUGGAAACUAUCCCACAGGGACGCACAGUUGGCCGUCUGCCAAUCAGAGUUCAGGCGUGACAGCUGACCAUGGUUUCCACAACAAACACACCUGAUGUGCUCUCCCUCUUCCAUUCUCUGUUGAUUGAUGUUUUGCCUUUCUGUGCCUCAAUAUUUUAUAUUCAAGCACGUGUCUACUUUUGUCUUAUCAAGCUAAGAACUGCCCUGAGGUUGACGCCUCAGGCAGCACUAAACCACACAGUCCCAUUAGCACAAGGCUACAAGCAAAAGCACGCUUACACCAAACACGUGUGCACAGCGAAGUGAGAGAAUGUGGAGUGGGUUUUUUCAUCAUCAAUAAUUCAGUUUUAAUUUGUUACUGCUUGAACAGUGACUCAGGGUAAAACCAGCCUCUAAAAAUAGAUCAAGUGUCUUAUAAAUAGGCUUCCCUGAGUAGAGUAACUUGCCCCGGAUGCUCCAUGUUGUCAUGGUCACCUCCACCUUGACAUUUCUCCUAGUCACAGAGGUUAAAAGGUAGGGACAAGGUCAUGUUAUGUAAGAAUGAGUGAGCAAAUGUUUUUUUUAUUUUUCCAUCAGAUGUAUUCUCCAUGUUUUUAUUUGAUCCUCAGUAAUCCUUAUCACAGACUAGAGGCAUGUUGCUUCUAAUUAUUGCCUCAAACAGAUGGCUUGGUAUCGACUCCCUGAGGGGGCGAAUGCGCUGAAGGGUCAUUUUAGUUUCAUUGCGGUCGCGCUGGCUGAGUAUCACUACACGAGUGAAGUGAUCUAGGAAAACUCUCUCUGAUUAAAAAAAAUGCUACGAUACCAACCAGAAGUCUCCCAGGAUCUAAUAUCAUUGAUGUAUCUAUUUAUGCAACUGUUUGACCCGCCUACUACUAAUCUUUAGCCACCUGGAGCUCCCAUUGGUCGAGAUUUGAAAUGGCUCUGGGGUUUAUUAAGGUAAAAUAAACACUGUUACAUCACCAGUGUUGAUUUCUUUCAAGUAUAUCACCUGCUGCAAGUAAGGGCAUGUAUCAGGAGGAUGAUGGCAGGAGCCAGCUGGCCAAUAGGGAGCCGCUUCAGUGUUGUGAUGACAUCACACCCACAUGUCUCAUGAAACAGGGGAGGGGAGAGAUGCUUUUAUAGUGGGUGUAGCUGUAAGGAAGGUUGUCAAUAUUGGUAACCACAUGAAAAAUAAAUGGUAGACAGUAUAGAUAAAGAGUCAUUUUAAAUGAUAAAAUUUGCUUUUAUUGCAACAAAAUCGUAGCUAUGAUGUUUUUUAUAACAUGCGUCACUUAAGAUACCUCUUUUUUUUUUUAAGUUUUCUUUACUUUUUUCUUUUUUUUGUUGCAACCUGCAACCUAAUAAUAAUAAUAAUAAUAAUUGAAAAAAAUUGCAAUGUAUGGUAUGGUAAAACUAAAACUCGCUAAAAAUUGCAACAAUAUUGUUUUGUGGGGCCACUGGUGAUUCCCACCUGUAAUAAGUUGACAGUAAGAGAUAAAGAACAAAUUGAAUCUUAAACUUAUGAAGUAUCUCUUCUCUGAAGUUUAACAUAAAACCUGGGACUUGGAUGAAAAGAAAAUAGGAAUGAAUCAUAUUGUGAGACUAGAAUCUUGAAUCUUCUGGAAAUGUAAGCUGAGCUGUAGGUAGGAAAAAAAAUGUUGGCAAAUCUGUUUUCUCCAGGGAUGUCUCAAACAUCCUCAUCAGCUCAUUAAAAUGAUGGUCCUGGUUACUGUAAGCUUUGGCCUUUCAGAACUAAUAAUAAAAAUAAUUAUAAGAAUAAUAAUAACAACUUUAUCCUUAAUUUGUUCUUUCUAAAACAUGCAUCAUGUUAUACUGUGCCACACAGAUAUCCUCACCUUUACAGUGUUGCCAGUCACAUGUAUUUCAAAUCCGUAUUUAUAGGGGAUAUUUUCUUAUUCUUCAAACAUCAUGAAAGCUUUUCUUUCUGGUGGAGUAGCUGUAAAAAAAGGGCAUGCAAUUAAAUCUUACAGAUUUAUGCAUAACCUGUUUGUUGUUGUUGUUGUUGUUGUUGAGCAAUAGUGCAUGUACAUUUUCUCCCACAGGGGGUGAAAUGUAACUGAAGCUGUCUCAGGAGAGAUGAGGCAACCCCCUGUAUGACACAAGUGAAAUCUUUAGCUGUUACAUGACCCCUCAGGCUCAUCAGUGUUCAACUCUACAGUGUUGCAGCCAAACUGUUAGCCAUACGAGUCUGUUCCUUUGUUUCUUAGCCUAUCAGCUUUUAGUCCAGGCUUUGUCUGAGGAGGAUAAGACUGUGUUGUGUUGAGCUGUGCUUGGAUAACUCCCAUGUGCAUCACAGCAGUUUAUGUUGUCACUCUAGACGUGGUUGACAUUGACUGUGUCCCAGACUGUCAUUGAGUUACAGUCUGUUUCGUCUCAUACUCUGCUCCCACAUUCUUCUGUUCCCCGUGCACAUUUCAUCAGCUGAAAUAACCAAACCCCUUCACACCAGUUGUGUUCAUUCAUUUUGUUUUGCCACGUCACCUCUUCCAACACUGCUCUGCUUCCCUGCUCACUUCCUUUUAAAGCUCUCCUGCUCAGUCUCAGGCCUUGGAGUCUGAGCCUGUUACUAUAGCAACCACACAGAAGGACAAAGUGGAGGAGAGGAGGGGGCAGAUGCUUACAUACGAAUUGAGGGGCGGGAUCAAGCCAGUGAUACUGCCCUCUCUGAUUGGCUGUAUUCAUCCACUAACUCAUCCCACCCCGCUGUGUCAUGAUUUUCAUCAUCUCUGUGGUGCAAAACUCGUGACUGCUGCUGCUCGCUCUGUCUCUCUCUCUCUCUCUCUCACUUACUCUGUAUUUCUGUGAUUAUUGAGUCAUUGUAAAAGAUGCAGGGGUCCAUGUGUGGAGCUGGUGGUGUCAGUGAUCGAGGGAAUCUUACACAAGAGGAGACUGCGGUUAUGAUAUGACUUGGGAAAGGCUCGGCUGGAGGACAAGCUGGCAGGAGGACAUGGCAACAAAUUGACAGGACGCUUUAAAUCGGUCGAUACAGAGGAGUAAAUUUAGCACGUUUUGUGGAGAGCGAAGGACAGAGAGAGAGUGCAGAUUUUUAAAGAUGCAGACUGCUUUAAACACAAUACCUGAGGAAUUGAUGAAGAACACAAGAUGCUACAACUGCUGGUCAUCAGCACUGCAACAAAUAUAGAGCACAGCACAAUGGAAGUUUGCUACUGAAGAGUGUGGGGACAUAAUGGGACCUGUGUGCCAGCUGAAAACUACCAAGCAUGCUGGGAAAGCCGAACUGGAUUGACUUGCAUGUACUAUCAGUACCUUGUAGGACCCCAGCAUUAGCAGCAGCUGGGUGUCUCUGAGCAUGCUGGGACUUUGGAAACUAUACAGCUGUCAGUCAGAGCAGUGAGGAUGAAGAGGAGAGGCCAAACCAGAGGCCAGAGGUUUGUCAAGGCAGACUACUAUGAGCUGGACUGGUACUAUGACGAGUGCACAGAUGGUAAGACAGCACUUUGGUACAGUGUCAUACAGCUGGAUUUGGUUCUUUGAGAGCUGAUUCAAACGACUCAGAAGGCUGAUGUUGCAGCUUUAGUAUAUUUGGUUAUAAGUUAGUCUUAAAUUGCAAAGAUCCCUAUUUGACUUUUGGGCUAAACUGUGACACUUGCAGACAAUCAAAUGCAAAGAUUAUAAACUGCUUUGAUGUAAUGCAAAAAUAUACAGACACUAAUAAAACCAGAUAAACAGCACAAGUGUGGUUCAAAAUCCCACAUCCGAAUCUAUGUUUUAUGUAGUUACUGAACUGAAAUAGACUUAGUUGAUGUAACCUCUUGGUUCAGAGGUUAUAAACAAAAAGAAAUACAUGCUUUGGUAAUGCCAUGCGUGUGUAGUAGCUAGAUUUUACAGAUUCGCUGACACACACGCUGAGGUUCGAGUGGCAGGAUUACGAUGGAUUUUUCAAAAUGAAACAAGGUUAGUGAAAAGGGAGAUAAGUCGUCCCCUGAGGUUCUUUAAAGAUGGAUUAUUUGGUGUUAAAGAUUAAUUUUCCUCAUUGUCCAUGAUUUAAACCUUGAGCAGAGCCGGCUUAAACCAAGACUGUUCAUCUAGUUUCCAUUUCAAGUAAUCAGAGAAAGUGACCUUAUGAACUGAAAAUCACUUCACCAUAAAAUACCAAAACUGAUGUAACAGCUGUAGCUUCAGAAACAAAUCGCUGCAAUAUAAAAAGAUGCUGUAACAGGUGCUAAAAGUCAGCUGAGUCAGUGUAGCUCCUAAAAUAAGCCUCAGAGUAGCUUGUAUGACUAGCCAGGAGUGUAGGUGUAGGAAGCAGGAUUUAAAUUGGUAAUCCAUUUGUGUGAAGAGUCCAUUUGUUUUGACAUAAACCACUCACUUAUCAAAGCUGCUGGAGAAGAGGAAGGAGAUACCAGCUGACCUGGAGAGACUCAUGGGAGUCACAGGUGGCCAAAACAGCUUGUUAUGAGAAAAAAGGAUACAUAAUGAGGAUACAAGAUCCAAUAAAUGGUUGAAGUGACUAGACCUAGAAAAUAGGAGUUCAGGUCUGUCGAGAAAAAGCUGAAGUAGAGCAGAAAAUUUCAAGAUACUUAAUGUUUUUACACAAAAAAAACAUUUCAUCAGGCUGCAACUCUACACGGUUAUUCAGAUUGAUAAACGUAAAAACAGAAGGGGUUGACGUGUGUGAAGACCAAAGAUGGCUGCACAGUUGUAAAUUGCUCAUAAAUCCAAGAAUCUGGUGCAGUGAUUUGCAAUUAUGUAACGUACCCCAGUUUUUACGACAGCCUUUUUUCUGUAGGCUGCAGCACCAUCAGUACAGAACCUUUGUUGACAGUGAUUCUCCAGAUCUGUCUACUACACACAGACACACACGCAGCAGCCAACACAUGGAGGAGACUGAUGGUGCCUUACCACGUGAUAUCAGUGUUUCUCUCUCUUAUUUUGUCUUUUAAAGCAGCUUGAUUUGGGUCCAUGUCCUUACCUGUUAUGUAAUUUAAUCCAUUCACUCCCUCAAUAACCUGUGAUAUUUGCUUUCCAUUUGGCUGAACACAGGUGCCUCAUUUAGCAUUUAACAGUGGUGUGGUGGAGAGCAGGAUCAAUUUGCUAUUAUGUUCUGUUUAUUAUGUUUUAUUAUGCAUGUGUGCUGGGGAUGCUCUGUGGAUGGUCUUACAUAACCGUCUGAGACUGCUCUGCACCUCCCCAAUCUGAGCUGUGCAGCUUAAACAUCUGCAGUGGUUUUUAGCCGUGGCUUUUUUGGCGACAGUCGAUCUCAGACACACACCGACAGGAGAUUUUACAGCUCUGUUUGAUACUGAAGCGAUCAAAUAACAAAAUAUGAGGGGGUUGUCUGGUAUCUUUGAUAACAGUCUUGGUGAGUGUGGAGACAGAAAUAGAAAGCAGCUGGUUUGCUGUUAUUCUGAGAUGUGAAGGGAGGGAUGUGGAAGUAGGUUGGCUUAUAUUUAGCACAAAGAUUUGCAUGCUGCUCUGUGACACCAGUGUCCAAAGCAGCCUGCCAAGUGUUCAUUAGCAAACAGUUUGCUGGCUGGAUGAUAAGAAAGUUAUUAGGGGAGUUAUUUGUCACAAAUAAAGCCUGGGAAUCAAAACAAUUGAACUUGGGACAAGGGCUAAAGUUUGACACCUCACUUUUAGAGCUAGUAGUGACCACCACAAGCUACCAGAGUGGAGAAAAUGUGUUUGUCCCCAUUUGAUCGAACUCCUCCUCCCUCCAACUGCAGUACAAAGCUCAUACUUGACAAACAGCUCACGUGAAAAGGUGGAAGUCCAAAGAAAGGGAAAGUAAGUGGAGUGUAAAGAGAAUGUGACCAGAAAAGCAAUGAGAGGGACAGCACCAAACACACUGAAGCACUGAGAAGUGUUUGUCCAGGACUCUUUUGUUUUCUGCUGCGCUGUAUUCAUUGAAUCAUUGAGGGGAGCUACUCAAGCAUGCAGGACGGGACUGAGCUGGCAUCAGUUUUCUGGACCAAUUACUGUAAUUCUAACAUUUUAACGCUGGUGAGUAAUGAGCAGAAAAUGUGGCUGCUUUGUUGGUGAUGAUUUUUAUGAAUGAGCAGGUCAAACAGGAUAAACAAGGCCAGUUCUGAUGAACUUGUGAUCUUGACAUCCUUCAAACAGCAUUCACGGAAGAAGGAUGAAAAAAAAAUAAAGUUAGGAUAAUUUCCUCAAACAGUGUGGCUAUGAGCCAGAUGCUACUAAAGUAGGUCGCUUGUUUUAAGUUUCCCAGUGGGGGUGCAGCUUUUAAAGGCAUAUUCCGGCGUAAAUUUAAGUUUGGGUCAAACACAGCAUAACCCUGAAUUAGACACCCCCUCCAGAGAUGAAUGUUGCCGACUGCUUGCUUCUCUAGUUAUACCAACUUUAGUAACGACCGCACGAUAGCAAUACACAGUGGUCUAUGUCUUCACGCGCAAACCUCAACCAAAAAGCCACUCUAUAGCCACAAUUAAUGCUCAGAACAGCACCUAACUUCAUCAACAGUACAUAGAGGGUCCCAGCCAUAGUACUAGCGAUCGAACAUCUUUUUAGCUUUACCUAAUUUCUUUAGCAAAGAGACUGAACACAACUCACCCACUCUCCUCCAGCAGCCGCUUGUUUGUGGGGGAGUCCCUGACGAGUCGAUCACCGAGUGCAGCAGAGUUUAGCAGUAUUUCCUUAAAGUAAUAAUCAUCAUAAUAAUCAUUUUCCAUUGGAGACGCGGUAGUUCUUCUGCCUAAGUGUCUUGGUCUGAUUGCAUUUCCAUGAAGUAAUGAUCAAAAAUUUUCUGCUGCACUCGGUGAUCGACUCAUCAGGGCUUCCCCGUAAACAAGUGGCUGCUGGAGGAGAGUGGGUGAGUUGUGUUUAGUCUCUUUGCUAAAGAAACCAGGAAAAGCUAAAAAGAUGUUUGGUGGCUAGUACUGUGGCUGGGACCCUAUAUGCACUGUUGAUGAAGUUAGGUGCUGUUCUGAGCAUUAUUUUCAGCCAUAGAUCGGCAACAUGCAUCUGUCAAGGGGAUGUCUAACUUGGUACUGUGUGUUUGGCCAUAGCUUAAAUUUACGCCGGAAUAUCCCUUUAAAGUUUAGAUUUGGUCUUUCUCAGUCUCCUGUACUGUCUGGUUAACUUGAGUUCUCCUUAACAAUCUUCUAAUCCAGUAUUCAGGACACCAGAUUUUGGGUUUGGCAGUCAAUUGUUAUUAUUUUGUAGGGAUGGGAACGAAGGGUUUUUCAGAGUGACACAAAAACAGCAGACCUGAUUAUUAAGUGAACUCUUGAUUUGUUUGUGUCAGAAAAUUCCAGCCCUACUUAAGAAUGAGGUCAGUGUUAUCAGUGAAAUAGUUUUGUGCCACAGCCCUGGCUUUGUCUGUUCAAUUUCUACCAAACACCUGGUGCACACUCAGUUUUUAUAAACACUGCUGUUUUAUAAAGAUGUGAAUGUGUGCUGUCUCAGAGUCUGUCUCACAACAUGAAGCUGCUUCCUAUAGGUAAACAGCUCUGGUGACAGUGAUCUCCCAUGUUCUUACAGUGUUCAAUGUCUAUUUUAUCUUGAUCAGAAUUAUAACGAAAACUGGAUCUUACGGCUGUGAAUUGCUUGAGUUCAGGCAAACAUUAUUUUCUAUAACACUUGUUUAAGUUUUGGGGAGCAAGUUAAAGAGAAGAGAAAAGGUUCAGCUCUUUACUGGCUUUCCCCAGUUUUGAUGACUCACAGUGUGUUUAAUAUGGUCAAUUUUUAACUAAUACUUCUAUUAUCCUUAAACUCUUCAAAACCUCAUUAACUUGGUGUUUAUCUCCAAAUGAAAAUGACUCUCACCCAAUGAUCCAGGUUAAAUAUUUGUGAAAUCAUUCACCUAUCAAGGUUUCACUGUGACUGGCCCCACCCUAGAAACUAGAGUCAGCCUAUUAUUGUUCGUCUGCCCUAUUCUCACCACAGAGGCUAAACAGGACUGUACCAAGUCACUGUCACUUCAGAGGGGGUUGGGAAAAGACCUACUUUCAAUGUGUUCAGAGUUUUUUAGAAAACAUGUCUCUGCUCUCGUUUGCACUUGUUGAUUCCCACUUGGACAUUUGAACCCAAUUUUAAAAAGAUGACAUUAGGAGAAAGUUAAAUAACUGGAUUUAUGGAAUAAGUUAUACUUUUUUAAAAAUGACCCUUUUUAAAUGUCAGGUUGAAUCUAUUCCAGAAAUGAAAAAUAAUGGGCCGUCUCCUCUGUGUGGCUUCACCCCUCUGUCUCUGAGAAGUAAAGUAAACCUUUUACUGACCGGUGACAGAGGAGACAGGGAGGAGUUAUGGUGUUGUCUCACAGAGUUGGCAGGAACAAAUGAUACACACACCUUAAGGAACUCACCCAGGAGACUUUAUUUUCCACCUGAAGGAUAUGCUGUUAGUCCACAGAGGGCUCUAGGCAUGUAUACUGUAUGCAGUAUACCUUUUAAAAGACUGGAGUGAAAAUGACUGCCUCUUUGACAGCUGAGUACUUUUACAUCUUGGUGCUCACACAGAUUAGAUAUUUAUUCAUACUGUAAAACAGACAACCAGGAGCGCACACCGCGCAGACGGAUCCAUGGCAGCAUGUCUGCAGGUUUUGUGGUUCAGUGGUUAGCCUCAGAGCGGAGGAUGGCUCUGCUCUCAGCUGCUGACACUUGGGAAGAGCUGGAAGACCUGAACGUGGCAGAGGAGGACAGGGAAUAUAUCUUUACCCCCAGUCAUGGAAGCAUUGAGCAGGAGGAAGAGGAAGAUGAGGAGAAAGAAGAUGAAGAAGAAGAGGGAUAUUUCUGUGAAAGUGCAGAGCUGCUGGUAGAGAAUGAGGAGGAGAUGGAUGAAGAGCAACAAGUUCUGUGUGAAGGUAGUCUGCUAUUAACUCUGAUAUGAAAGAAACGUGUUUGUUGCUCUAGUUUCUCUUCUUGACUUGUUUUUGUGCUCGCUGUCUCGGUAUAUUGAACCUUUUUUUUGGUUUGGUUUUCUAGUGAAACUUGCUAUGAAGCUGCAUGUAAUCGGAGAGACGGAUUAGUUAACCUGUGUAAACUUUUACAGAGUAUGUGUCCUGUGUCGCCUUUUCCUCAUGUUAAUGUUGAUCUCAGCACAGAAUAGCUCCCAGCUGAUGUGACAUGUUCAAAUAUGGGCUUGGCUGUCUGUCCCUGAUGACACCGAGUGUUAUGUUAGAAACAUGCUCCACUACAUAUUAUUAUGUUUCAUCUCUUUUUUUUUCGAUGGGUUGUUCCCAACUUGAAAUUGCAGGCUUGUUUAGAAAGACAGCAGGGAGACAAGCUGUGGAUAAAAGUGGUGUAACAUACAAAUACAACAAAGAAGCUUUCUGUAAUCCAAUCAGUUUAAAGUUUAAUUUUCUUUUUGCAAAAUGUGGACACAAAAAAGAUGAUGGCUUGGCCCUGAGAUAUUUAGGACAGUUCAUAAACGUAGAUAUCACUGCAAGAUAAACAUGUUUUAUUGUGGCUGUUUGGGUCCAAUAAGGAAAUUAGAUUACGUUUAUUAUAACCACACAGGUUGUGAUUGGGUCUGCAUUCAGUCACCAUGGGCUCUUCUUAGUCUGCUGUCUUUGUGUUUGUUUGUUGCCCUUGGACUUGUAUGUUGUCUGUUGCCCAGUAGCAACAAGAGGGCUUACUGAAACAAAACUUAAGACUCAAGACCCCCCGCUGUCAAGCAGACAGACAGAAAAACAUUAAAGAGAGAGAGUGAUUGUAACCACCUUAAACUCCUUUCUCUCUGUCUUUGUAUAAAACAGCACAAUCACCUUCCUAUAUUGAGUUACACUUCCUUAUUCCAUAGUCCAGGUAACACUGUCCUCUCUGUCUUCUUUCACUUUUCUUCGACCUCACAUUUAUGACCAAUUAGAGACAGCAAUAAAGGAUAUAAAUUUUUGCCUUACUGAAAUACCAGGAAGUCUUAAUAUUUCUUCCACAGUAAUAAAUGUCACUGCAUUUAGCUAAUUUUGUUUCUCAGCUACUUGGUAUGAUUCGUAGGUCUCUUUUUAUUCCCUUAUUGAUCCAACUGGGGUGGAGUUUAAACCUUUGAGAUGAACUGAGCACACACAUAAACAGAGAGUCUGAUGGGUAAACAGGCUGCACCUUGUGCUAUCUACGUGACAAUGUCAUCAUCAUCAGAGAACAGACAGCAAACUGAUACAAGCAAAGCACGUUGGAUGAGGAGGGGAGAUUGGACUUGUGUGCCCUUAUGCAGAUUUGUUCCCUCUGUUCUUCUGCUGCUCCUGGAGAAAGGAGUGUGUGUGUGCAGAUAUUUGUUUUUCGCAUGCCCGUGUCUCUCUUUGUAUUUACUUUUUUCUCUUAUUACAAAUAAUUCAAUAAUCAUGUAAAUGUUUAAUGAGAGUAAUGACCCAGAAUCUUGUUAUGAUCAAUUUCUCAGGAAUAUGACUUAUAUCACUGACACUAAUAAUGCCAAGCAGUCAGGAGUGAAACACAAAACUAUCAGCUCCACUUUGACGGGUUUCCACGUAUGAUUUUUGUAAGACAGGUCUCAGUCGGUUUAAUUGUGAUAACUUCAAUCAAAUAUCCAGUUUUCAUCUUAAGACCUUUACUGUAUGACUGAGUACUUUAAAACUGAGAACUUUCUCUUGCUUCUUUACUGUUGUCUGCAUGCUAAAAUACUAAGUUAAGGUAGUAAAGAGUGUAAAUGUAAUUUCUAUAUUAUUUUUAUUAUUUAUUCUUUAGAAAAUGUCAUGCUUGUCCCCUCCCAAAAGGGCAUUUUUGAGCAUUGUAGCAUGCUGACUUAAUCAUUUCACUCAAAACAUCAUUGUGCUUUAAUGCAAUGACACAGAGCAGCAUGGCUGCAGACAAUAAGAUGACUGUGUACAAAAAGUCUGUGUAAAAUGUCCUCUUAAAAUAUCACAGGAUAUAAAUAUAUAAUAUCAAUUAUGUGAUCACGGUAUCUAGGAGGGUCAUCUCAAAUCUUGGACCACUGGGUUAUUUUACACAAAACAGUUCAAAUGCAUCAGGAAGCUUUUGGUGAAUCCAGUAAAGGGCCUUUGUCAAGCUUUUCAGUGCCAUGCAUGCUUAUUCAACCCUGACUUAGUAGAAAAGAGCAACUUUUUAAAUAAUGAAUGAUAAUGAUGGGAACUUCUUAACUAAAGCAAAGCCAGCUCAGGCUUGUGUUGAUGUUUCCAGCAGCCACAUGUUGUCUGUGCUGUAUGAGGAUAUGAAAAUGUGUCGUUUGCAUGGGCCAACUCUGAUUUGCAUUUUAGGAGGCGUCAGAGUUCGCUCUCCUGUUAGCACACCUAAUAUGGGAAGUGUUGAUCUAAAGACUGGAACACAUUAUUCCUGUGAAAACAUUAAUGAUCAAAAUGUCCGUGUGUAUAAUGAUGUGUAAAGUUAUUACAUGUCAUAUAAUCAAAUGUUGGGUAACCCUUAAAGUGCAGCAUCACAUACCUCUUAUCUCAGACUGACAGCCAUUGAAGGAUGUUUAAAAAUAAAGAUCCUUGAACUGAUGUGCGAACUUUAACUUAAAUCACUGAGGCAACCUACCCAGGACUAGCCCAAACACUUAUUUCCACUUAUCUUUUUAUCUGAGUCAGAGCUAUUGUGUGUCACUGCCAGGAGUUGUUAACAAACUUGAACCUGGGGUUGAAAUAGCAGUACCAGGGUGUGGUAUCUUCUUGCACUGACCACUGUCUCCAUACACUAUCUUAUCUUUUCUUAAUCUCUGGGUUAGACGGUUAAUAAAAAGUGGGUGAGGUGGCUCUGUUUACAGUUUAUGGGAUCACUUCUCAGGAAUAUUAUAUGACUCAUAGUCUGAGAGCAAAGCUGCAAGAAUAGGGUAUUAUUCAACUUGCCUAAGAAUCGUUUGGACUAAAGUGCAAAAUCAAACACAAAGGAUUAUUUCUUAUCAUGAAAGAGAGAGCCUUUUAAUCUUGAAGAGGUUACUCAGAAGAAAGAUGAUCAGUUAGUUGCAGAGAUUUCAUUCUAAGUCAAAUUUGGUCCCACAGUGAUUACUUUCAGUUACCUCUUUGUCAAAACCUCCUGCUCAGGAGUGCUGAAAGUUGAAUGUGUUUUAAACCAAAUUAAAUAUUGCAACAGAGGGCCAAAAGUGGCUUGUCACAUGGAGCUGUCAAUUGUGCAUCAGUGUUUCAGUUAAAUUGUUUUUGGGGUUUUGUAUGAAGAGUAAUUGAUCCCUGUUUUUUUUUCUGUGUCUGUGUAGUACUGUGUGCUGACAGAGUGGGCCAGAUGACGAAGACCUACAGUGACAUCGAUGCUGUCACUCGACUACUGGAGGAGGUAAGAUCACGUCAGAGAAGAUUAAGUAGAAAAGCACAGUGGCUUUGAUAUAUUCAGAGCCUGAGGCACUUUGAUCAGGUGUUAUUAAAAUGAUCUGAUAGUCUAAACACAGGUUGCUUUAUGAGGUUCAUGAAAAGGAAGGUUUGAUGGAACCACGUCAUAAAACUAGUUUCCAGCAGCUGUUAUUCAAAUGUGAGCGAUCCUCAUCAGCUGUUCAGUGAUAAACGGAGCGUCAGCAGGCUCUCUGCAGAAAUUCAAACUGUGAAACUAGAAUGGUGUCAUUGUUAAAGUGUAACCAGCAGACCAGCAGCCGUCCAAAUACGGACGAAAUAUGGUAUUUAAAGAUGCCAGUCCAUCAACAAACAGAGUUUGUAGAGUUUUGUUCCACUUAAGUUCCUCUUUGUGUGGCACAUUCUUGAGAAAAAGACACAAGAACAUUACUUGAUAUCUCAAGCAGGGUGAUAUAGUUUUCACAAGUCAUGUUCAGUCAUGUCUUCUGAAUGUGACUCUUUAAAACAUGUCAAAAAGUGGAGUUUAAGGACUAAUCUACUCAUUUGAAAAACAGUUCUGAGAGAAGCAACUCACUGUCUUUCUCUUGGCCUCAAAUGUUGAUUUCUUAAAGCUCUAUGACCUCAUGCUUUACUAAUACACCCUGUAAGAGCCGGCUUAACAGAAGCAGGUUUGCCUUUAUUUUUGUUUCAGUCACUGAAAAAUAGACGCAACAUCUCUCACACAACCAGGAUUUAGAUUGUUGCUAUUGCAAAUCUUUGGCUACACAUUAAAACCAUCUUCAGCUUAGAGUCCAUUAGAGGAACAGGAAAUGCUCCGGUUGAUGGGAGUUCUUAUGUAACACAGGAGCAAAGUGUAAAAGGAGGAGCAGGGUUUUGCUAAGGGUUGGUGAAUUUCUUUUUUGUUGUUGCUCAGUUGUAAAUGACACUGAUACUGUCAUCUUUGUUGCAGACUCACUUAAAAACAGGAUAGCCCAGUGGUUCAUGAAAGAGAAUAAUUAGAGUUCAUUGUCUGGACGUUUUAAUAGCCACGGACCUUGUUGAGUAAUGUGUGGAGAUACUGUUAAGAUUGUGUCACCCUUGCUAUUAAAGGCUUCAUUGUGCUUUUGUUCUCUUAGCUGAAACCUUCCCGCUUUACGUUAUUCCCUGCACAGUCCUCACAUGUAUUACUCCUAGUAGAAAAAUUCCAAAUGACAGGAAUUGCUUAAAACAGUCCUUCUGUUUUUUGAACCUUUUACUGUGUUGACUCUAAAUCCAUCUUUUCCUCUCUGCAGAAAGAGCGUGAUUUGGAGUUAGCAGCGCGCAUCGGACAGUCACUGCUGAAGAAGAACAAAGCCCUCAGUGAGAGGAACGAGCUGCUGGAGGAGCAAGUGGAGCACAUACGGGAAGAGGUACACAGCCUGUGUGUGCAGAAAGUGUCUAUAAGUGUAAUACCUCUUCAUUUAAGUGAGGACAGUCACUAUGUAUUUUUGGAGUACCUUCUCAAUAACGGGUGAUCUAACGCGUUGCUAUCUCCAAACCAGUUGUUAGAUAUAAGUUACAUGUCACUGUGUGCGUUACUUUUUUCUCAUUUUUCUAAAAGGUAGAUUUGUUUUCAUUUGGGGGGAGUGACGUCAGUCAUGUAGACGACAAGUCACGUUUUCAGCAGGAGGGCCACUUGUGUAAUACAUGUGCACACACACACAUAAAGCAGCCACGGCAAAGCAAAUAUAAACAACAAUGGAGGGAGGAGAGAGAUGCGUGUUCUCAAGCUGGAAAUACAGCCACUAUUUUUAAGACUGUCUUUAUAUUUUAUUUUAAAAAAUGCUUAUGUUUUGUCAGUCAAGAAAAACUAUCUUUAUUUUAUUUUAUUUUAUUUUUUUUAAACGUUUAUUUUUUGACAUUCCUUUUAAAGUUACACUUCCAAUAAAGUAAGUGUUGGAAAGAAAAUGGUUGUCAUUUAUAUGUUGAGGCUGCUGAAUGUAACUUGUAAUCUGACUUAGUUACGUUUAAAAUCAAGUGAUUAGUAAAGUAAGUAAGUUGCUUUUUAAAGGAGUAAUCCACAAUCAAAUUACUUUUUAAAAGUUACUGUGGCAACACUGUCUUUGACGGUGUACCAUCAUUUUUUGAGAUCUUGGGAAAACUGCAGUAAUUACAAAUGUAUAGAUUAUUAUUUGAAUAAAAUAAAUAUGUUAGAGCAUAAGUUAUCAAACUUGUUUUUUUUCCCCAGCCAAACAGCCACUCAGCAGCAGCCUUCAAUAACUACCAUGAGCUUACUGUCCUCUGUCUGUAUGUCUUCCUCAUGUCUUCCCCAUACAGGUGUCUCAGUUGCGUCAUGACUUGUCUAUGAAAGAUGAGCUGCUUCAGUUCUACACCAACGCUGCAGAGGAAAGUGAGGGGGAAUCUGCAGCUACAACUCCGUAAGUCUCCUUACGUUCACCUCCUCACAAAGUUCAAGUCAUACUCAAACAAACACGUUGAUUGCCUUUAGUGUUUAUCGGCUAUAAACCUUGUGAACUGCAUUAAUUCAGUGCAUAUAAUGGGCAUCUAAAGUUAUUUAUAACAUGUUAAUGGUGUUUACAGAGUACGCCCCACUGAAACUAGUGUGUCAAGUCCAACUAUCUUCCCCCUGGACUCCCUGCAGAAGAAACUCAAAGAUCUGGAAGAAGAAAAUAAAUCUUUGAGAUCUGAGGUACAUGUGCUGUACACGCCCUCACAUAAGCCCCCCUGCAAACCAACACAAUGUAUUUAAAAAUAGAGUUCCUCCCAAAUAUGCAAAGCUAUCUAAGUUAACAGCAUAAAUAAUAACACAAAAUUACAAUGCUUGUUUGAUUCGCUGAGUAAUAUGAAUGAGCCUCAUGAGUGACUAUUCACAGACACCGUAUGUAGAGUUAAUUGUAUCUCUGUGAGGGGCUGAAGUCAGGAUCCGGCUUUACAACUCUGACAGUCUGUCUAAUUGAACUCUACAGCAGCAUAACCCUCUGGUUUUAUUUUUUAACAGUUAUAAGGUUGAUACACAAUAACUUUAGUGUCAUGUAUUGAUUAGCAAUGUCCUGUCUUUGCUUCAGGCCAGUCAUUUGGAGACAGAAACCAUCUCCUAUGAGGAGAAAGAGCAGCAACUUGUCAAUGAUUGUGUCAAAGAACUACGUGAGUAAUGGAUGGAUGAUGAAUUAGAUGUAAUAUUUCUCUGAAGCAUUAUAGAUGAUGUGUUUAAAAAAAAAUCUCACUUUAAAGAGCUCUUAUUUUUGCUUUCAGGUAAUGCCAACCAGCAGAUGUCCUCUCUGGCUGAGGAGCUGGCCAGGAAGAGUGAAGAUGCCUCCAGACAGCAGGAGGAGAUCACACACCUCCUCUCCCAGAUAGUGGACCUCCAGAAGAAGGCUAAGCUGGUAUGAGGUCCCCAUCAUGUCUCUUAUCCACAUAUCUGUCUUCCGAAUCCACGUGUUAAGUAUCAUGUUGUUAUGUCUGAAUGUAUCCAGUGGGGAGGUGUGUUUUUAUUUGUGCUCUUCUUUUUUGUAGUAUGCUGUGGAAAAUGAGGAGCUGACUCAGCAUUUAGGUGCAGCCAAAGAUGCCCAGCGCCAACUCACUGCUGAGGUAAGGCCAUUCACCUCCAGCUGACUGUAGCUUCAUCAUUUUAUUUUCUGCUGUGGUAGCUCCCACCAACAAGCUAUUUAUAUUCAUAAAGCUACAGGAGCCCGCCUGUGACUAAAACCCAGUUCUCGGCCUAUAAAACUUAAAUAUAAACAUACAAUAUAUUCUGCUGUUCACUCAAACCAUAAAAGAAAACAAAACAAGAAUUCAUCUUGUUGCUUUUUUUUUUAAAAGAAUGACCUUCUUUCUCUUUUGCAGCUUCGAGAGUUGCAGGAUAAGUAUGCAGAGUGUAUGGAGAUGCUCCAUGAGGCUCAGGAGGAGCUGAAAAACCUGAGGAACAAAACUCUUCCUCUCAGCACACCCAGACGUUUCCACUCUCUCGGUCUGUUCCCAAUGGUGAGUGAAUAUUCAGUACUAUGUCACAGUUUUUCAUUAAUUCCAGGAGUUACAAAAAUAUAUCACACUUUCCUUCUUUCCUCUCCAGGACUCUCUGGCUGCAGAAAUUGAAGGCACCAUGAGGAAGGAGCUUCAGAUGGAUGAUCCAGACGUAGAAGAGCAGAGGUAUCAGGAGGAUUAUCUUAAAAAAAAGGAAGUGUCUUUAUGAUUUUUAUAUUAAACUCUGAGUUUAAACCGCUAUGAUAUCAUUUUUCUCCAGGCUGCAACCGAAGCGAGUGUUCCAGACGGUGAAAAACCUGAACCUCAUGCGCCAGCAGCGUUCAUCCCUCGCCCCCUCCCCCCUCAACAUCCCAGGCUCCAACCAGACAUCAUGCCUCACCUCAGGGCGCUCAAGCAGGGUGGGCACACCAUGCUCUAACUCCAUAUAUGGAAGUGAUUCAGGGAGUGGGAUCAUCUUGGACAACAGGACCAGCAAUAUCCUGGAGGGUCCAGAUGAUGGGUAUGGACAGACUCUUCCAUUUGUUUUCUUUUUAUUGAAUUUUUUUUGUCUUUUUUUUUUGUCUUAUCCAUUUAUUUAACCUCUCUGUCGUGUUAUCUAUAGAAACCAAAGAGUUGCUAUCAACACUCUUAAUUUUUAAGAUUUCUUUGGAUGAUUUUUGACAGCCCUGGUGUUUGUUUACAGAGUUUUAGAGUGGGUUCUAUCUGUUUGAUGUCCACUUUUAGGUUUGUUGCUAUUAUUUUUUACCAAACACAACAGGUACCACCAAAAACUAGGAGAGAAAGACAAAUAUCAUUCAGUUAGCCACCCCAAGAUCUAACUAUUUCUGCUAUCUCCUCCUCAGGUCAGAGGACUCUAACAAGCGGCCCCCUGGCACCCCAGGGACCCCUGGCAGCAGGGACCUGGAGGCAGCGCUGCGUCGUCUGUCCCUCCGCCGCGACAACUACCUCUCAGAAAAACGCUUCUUCGAGGAGGAGAGGGAGAGAAAGCUGGCGUAUCUGGCCAAAGAAGAUGAAAAGGGAGAGGAGGGGAACAGCGGAGGCCCUGGGACCCCAACAGAGAGCCUUCUGUCGCUUUGCUCACAUCCCUCUUUGGGAAGCGUGUGGUCUGGAUACUCCUUCACAGCCAGAUCCUACCUGCCAGAGAAGCUGCAGAUAGUGAAGCCACUGGAAGGUGAUUAUUCCUCUCAGAAAAAUCAGUCUUCUAACCGUCCACAUGAUGAAAAAGAGAGUAAAAAUCAAAGGGUCUUAUGUGAUGAAACUGAAAAUUUUCAGAAAUGUCAGCAGAAUCAAAUCCAUAGCUCAGCACAAAGCUCCAACAGUGUAUUUCUAUCAUCAACUAAAAGUCACAGUCAGAUGAGUCAGAGGCAAAGUAAGACACUUCAGAACCAGCAGCAGAAUCAAUAUCUGAUUUUUCACGACCACAGUCCACCAAAAAUCUUUCUCAGUGCCUCACAGGAUUUGAAGAUGCUGCAGAACAGCUCUGGUUUGUCCGAGCCGAGCAGCCUGCAGAGCUCACAGCCUCACCUCGGAGCUCCUCUGGCUUUAGUCACAGGUCUGCUGCAGAUUCUGGAGGAGCAGGGAGGCACUUUGAAUCUCCAGCACUCCUUUUACUUCAGACACACUCAGCCACGCUGCUGGUUUGAAAUAUAGAAGAGCAGACAGUCUGCUGUGUGCCGUGUUUCAGAAAGCCACUGACAUCUCAAAGGUUUCUGUUUCCAAUGAGAUUUGAUCGUUUUCUUUCAUUUGAGGAAUUUAAGUAAGGGUUAUGCCUCUGCACAUGAGCUGCAGUGCCUUAAUGUUAGCCGUUGAUGUGCGAUGAAAACAUUUUAAAUGACUAUUUAUUCAUCACUUUAGUGAGCACUUUGCACAGUUUUUUGCAGUGUUUAACAGUGUGUGCUAACUAAAAUGUCUCAAUACAAAAUAUAUUUAAAAACAUUUCUUAUGCCUUAGUUCAAACAUUAGAGGAUCUUUAUAAAUCUGCAUUUAUUUCUAUAUUGGGUUGAAUUGCUUUUGUAUGUAACCAUAUGAUUCAGUAAUCAAUAUAAGACAAUGCAUGAUAAAUUAUUUGCCAACAUAAGUAACAAACUUAAGGAUAGGUUUUUCAUCAUGUCACUAUGUAGCCUUCUAAUAUUCCAGCACUUUAAUAACUUUGUCCACCACUUUUUGUCCAGGGCAUCAAAUCACGGGUGUCAUUCUUAGAGGUAUAUUCUGUUCUGUGGCACCACCUGGUGUUGUAACUUAGGUACAACACUUGCAUGGAGACAUUAUAAUGAAAGUUUAUCUCAUCAUCCAAAAUACUUGUAUUAUGUAUUAGAGUUAAGAGCAAGAAAGAACAAAACAAAAAUAUAGAUUAAAUGUUUUAAUGUGAAAGGCUAAAAGGUUCAUAGAAAUGAUUAAUUUCAAGUCUAAUGAUGGUUGUGAAAAUUAAUAAUAAAAUGCCUGAUAUUUAAACCUUGGUCCUUACCUCCUAUGUAUACUAUAGAUCAUAGUUGAGGGCUGCUUUCAGAGUAUUCUCAUCAGUCUUGAAGUAACCCAAAAAAGAAAAAAAAUCUGCAUAUGUACAGCAACAUUACUGUGUAAGUGUACUACAUUGGUGUUAUACUACCACCGUCCAUCCCUUUCACUCCUUGUGUGCUUUUAUUCAUUUAUUUUGGUUUUGUCUCGUCAGUGAACUUUCCAUCUUUUCUGUUCAACUUGUCUCUUUCCUUUGUUGAUCAUUUCUUGAAUAAAAUCGAACUAAUUUUCUCACCCUCCCUUUCCUCUCAUUCUUUUGUUUCUGUCCGAUGAGUUUCUGUACUUACAUCUCUCACUGGAUCUUUACAUUUAUUAUUAAAAAAACAACCACUCAUUGGACUUGAAAUCACACAGUCACUCGGUGAAAGGACUCCUAAUAAACAGGAUGGGGUUGUUUACUCUUGCAGCAUGUUGUUUUGUAUAAGCAUGUUGUUUUGUUGAAGAACCGUCUAUCCUCUACACUCUAUUCUAUAAGACUGUUGCUGUAAGUACAUGUGCUGUGUUUGUGGAGACGGUUUGAAUGCAUGUGUGCUUUAAACAUAGAAAAUGACAUUUACUCAAUUGAUUCUAGGUCAGUAGGUCUACAUACCAUGAAGCGCCACAUUUGAUACUGUAGUUAAAUGUUAGACAGGGCAGGUUUCCGCUUACUGCUGCUAGCUUAUGUGAUCAGGUCUGGAUUGCAGUAUGUGACUGAGUAUAAAAGAGUAUCUGAGGUCUCGUCUGCUCGAAGUCUGGGAAAGGUCCUUCGAGUAAAUCAUUAGCUCGAGUAUUUUAACCUGUUUAUAAUGAGUUGUGGUGUGUUAUUUAGAUUUAAGACCAUUUCAGAACUGCAUAAAGAAAAACAAGCUCACUGAUGUCUAGUUGCUUCAGGUCUUUUGGGUUUUAGUUUCAGGGUACAAGUUUCAACUCUGUGCCUCUUGAGUCACAAUAGAAGGAAAAAACGUAGUGAGUACUUUCAGUACACAUUGAUCUGAUUUGUAUGAUGCAAUAAAAUUAGAAAGUUAAACUCACCCCUCUGUUUUGAGAGCGUUAGAUAACAAGUAUCCACAGCAGACAGCUUCAACUAUGUUAGAUAACAUAAGUCUUUGUCUGACUUUCUUCCAGGCUCUGCUACUCUCCAUGCGUGGCAGCAGUUGGCUCAGCCCCACAUGGGUGCUCUCCUGGAUCAUCGGCCUGGCGUGGUCACGAAGGGCUUCCGCAGUUUGGCACACGAGCAGGAACAGGAUGACAGCUGGCAGCUGGACCAACCAGAGGAGGACGAAGUGUCUUGUGACUCAUUUACUGGUUUUUCAGAAGAGAAGUCUGCUCCCGUGGAUCUGCCUCGCUCUACCUCUUCUCCUUUUGUCCUCUGCAACAAAAACGGAGACUUUGAAGACAACAGCCGUUCAGAAACAUUACAAGAAGAAAUGUGCCUGGCGAAAGAAGCGUUUCAAACAAAAGAUGGACUUGUUACAAACGUGCCGCUUUCCUUCUCCAGCCCUUCAUCUUCUCCCCUCCCCUCUUCAGAGAUGAACGGGCACGUGGACCUCAAGGAGCUCCAGGCCUUACAGCCCACCACUGUGGACCACAUGCCUGGUGAGGGAGCACUUAGCUGAGGUCACAUUCACCCUCCCUUAAGACCCUAAACAUGAGGGUAAAAGGGGAGGGGAGAUGGGGGGAUAGGAAAGGCAUUCACUGGACAUCUCACAGCCCCAAUGUGACGUCUCUCCCUGCACACACCUGCUCACCCACCCACCCGUCCCACCGACAGCCCCUGUGUUCGCAGCCAUCGUAUCCCAUCAAAACAGAGUACAUGUUUUAUUUACGAUUCACUUCAUCUUACAUCUUCAUGAUUUCCUCUCAGCCCACACCUCUUUUUGCUUCACUUUGCUUUAUUUCAUCCAAUCACAGCUGUGUUUCUAUCUUCCCUCUCAUUGGUGGACUACAGCACAGAAUCUCAUUUAUCAAACACUUCUGCAGAGUUUAAAUCUAUCGCACUUCCUCUAACAGUCAACACUCAGACUCAGACCAGUGUGCCGCACCAACACUCGGAGGUGCAGAAAUGUCCGUAUGUGAGCACGUACAAGUACGUAUUAGCGCAGCUGUCCAAGUCACAUGAACACACAACACCCAUGCUGGGCUAAAAGUAGACUUAGGUGGGUCACCUUCAGAAACAUAUGGUAUCUAAGGAUUUAUUCACGGGUUGCAAACAAGCGAUAGCAUGUUACUGAUUAAAUAUUGUCAGAAAGCUUUUAGAUCGAGUAAGAGCUGAAACCUGAAUGACAUCAACACACAUGAAAGCGUUUUGGCUGUUCAUUUAGGAGACUGAAAAUAUUAUUGAUCCUUCAUGAUAGCCUUAAAAAAGCAUAAAAGACAAUCCACAAAAGGACCCACUAUUUCCAUGUAGUUGCUUUUAAUGUCUAAAAACACCAGCAGAGGGCAGGCGUCAGACUAAAUCAGUGGUUCUCAAGUCCAGUCCUCGAGGCCCACUGUCCUGCAUGUUUUGGAUGUUUCCCUGCUCCAACACACCUGAUUCAAAUGAUCAGCUCGUUAUCAAGCUCUGGAGUGACUCAAUAACGAGCUGAUCAUUUGAAUCAGGUGUGUUGGAGCAGGGAAACAUCCAAAACAUGCAGGACAGUGGGCCUCAAGGACUGGACUUGAGAACCACUGGACUAAAUGAUGAACUGCAUGCUGCUGACACAGUAUUUUCCCACAUUCUUCACAGCAGAGAAUCUCAUUGGAUGAUACAUUUAGAGAGGAGGGUGUGACUUUUUGUUAUGAAACCCUAAUAUGACAUGUACAGGACAAAAUCAACAAAGACAACUUUGUCCACUGGGGACGCCAAAAAUCAUCACAACCCCAAAGCUCCUCACAGGAGUUCAAAAUGGGAGAAGUCCAUCGAAGAUGUGCAUUUUAUUUCAUCAGUCCUGAAAAAUGUCCUUACUUGGCCUUUAACCAUUUCAAACAGCUUCAAGUAUCUCCCUAACGUUUCACAAUCCACACAACACAAAGUGAAAUCAGUCAAAUCAAUGCCGGUACAAAUCAAUGCCAGUACAUCUGUUAAAGUUUGUACAGGCACCUAAAUAUGAAUCAAAAAAAGUUAAACUUUCCUUUUAACAACAGACCAAACAUGUAAAACUUUUUCAAAAUGAUGCUAAAUUACCCAGAGUGACUUUGCCAGAGGUCAGCCAAUCAGAAGUGAUGAAAUUAUUCCCUACUCAGACUUAUCUGUUACAGGAACUUAGCAAAAGUCACUUGCACAUUUUCGCGUCAUUAAAAGAAACACGACCCUCGUGAAAAAAAAAUUGCUGUUUGCACCUAACUCUGGGUUCCCUCCAUGCACACUUCUCAUUUCUGGAUCAUCUUGCUGAUGUAUGUUGGUGCUCUUGCUUGGGGCUGACACUAUGAACAGGGUCUGUUUUUCCCCCACUGUGUUGUGUGCUGUGAUUUUCCACUGCUCUUUGGUUGAUGCCCUUUGUCUCAGUACUUACUGCCUCUUCCUCUGCUCUCUUCGUGUCUUCUCUAGUUAAUUUCCCUGGGAAGUGUUUGUCCCACACUAGCUCUACAUACACCUUCACCACCUGCAGGAUUCUCCACCCGUCUGAUCAGCUGACCUCAGUGUCCCCAAGGUAAACAUCUUAAUCCUUCAAUUACUAUUGCGCUGUUUUAUUUCAUGUAGAAAUAUCUAUCCAGGGCAGUUGUAAUUAGUCUACUCUUUCAACUUUUAUUUGUCAUCAUAAUCCAUAGACUGUAUAUAGAAUGGACGCCAUUUGCCUCCUUGCUGGGUGAAGCCAACAUGAGAACAGCACCCUCUGGUGACGGGCUGAAGUAUAGGUCAUAAAUUCUGCCUCCUCCAGCAAUCCCUUUGGAGCUGUGGACAAACUUUAGAAAUUUAUUACACAGAAUAUACAUUUUUCUCCCCCCUGGUUGCGAUGUUGACAUGUAGUUAUUAUAAGACUGGUUUGUUGCCAAGUCCUCUUUUUAAAAAGUUAUUAGGGGUUCAUGUUUUCUAUGAUUGACACCUGACACAGCCUAUGGGCGUACAAAGAUUGUGUAGCUCACCCAGGGGAUACACUGUUUAAACUGAGUGUCAUCACAGCAGCUCUCGGUGACUCUCCUGCCGAAUGCGUACAACGCUACUGCGCAAUGUUUGUUUCAGGAAGUAGAGAAAAAAACACGGAAAUACCAAGAGCUUUUUGGCUUCAAAUCUGUAUACUGGCGGAAGGUGGAACCAAGUUGUUCAUAGUAUAUACAGUCUAUGUGAUAAUCACAAGAUGGCAGAUGGAACCAUUUCUCUGUUUCUAUAACAACUUUGACUGGUAAAGAAGGAGCUGUAGCUAAAUUCACGGUGGAUGGAAAGUUUUACAGUAAAAAGAUUGUAGUUACACAUAUUAUCUAGCAGUUGUGUGUAGUUACUAAAUCUUCACCUUACACCGGAAAUCACAAAGCUUGGCAAAGUAGGGCAGAUUCUAAAAUCUGCAGCAGCAAAAGUUCUCAGAAAAUCACACAAGUAUUGCUUUAGAUACAAUGUGUAGAGAGCUACCACCUCUGUGCAACAGCACCUGGCUGACCUACUGCUCUCUGAUUGGCCUCAGCAGGUCAUGUGAUGAGGAAGAUGAAGUGGAGUUGUAUCAUGUGGUUGUCAUGGCUGGAGUAGAGCAGACCCAUUGAGUGUACCCACUGGGGUGCACCUGGGUGAGACAAUGCAUGGGAGUGUAUCCCUAAAGACAGCGGGUGUGUUUGAACGAGAAUAACAUCAUAACAACAACCCUCCACAUAGUCAGUGCAGUGUGGACUUUAAUGUGUUCUAAUGUGUUUCUAAUGUUUCCUGUCCAUAUAGUUUUGAACUAACAACCAAACUUCUGACUCCAAUCACUGAUCAAAUCUAACUGUGAGGAUGACGACAUGAAUAAUGAUUUAAAAAGUAUAAAGUUACGGUCCCCUUCAGUCCAGACUCUUCAUCCAGCAAAAGAAGCUGACUCAGAUGUUGUCCUAUGAUUUAUAUCCCGUACUUAAACCAGCUGAUUUGUUAUGGAACCACCCCACUUGUAGUUGUAGCACUAGUAGAAUUGACCAGUCUUGUUUUGGCAAGCUUUGGUGUAUGCAGGAAAAGCAGUCAGUAUGGAGAAAGCAAAAGCAGGCAGAUCGCACACUAACAAAACGACACCCAGCUCUUAUUGUUAGGAAUUCAAAGUCUGGACAAAUAUCUUCAUGCAAGUGCAGCAAACAAACUGUUAGAUCAGCCAUUUUAACUUGAGACACAAAUCUGCUCAAAGUGGUCAGGUUUCUUUUUUGAGGUUUAUCACUGAUGCUGUAAAAGAAGUCUUGGCUGGUUGUCGUUUUUGUAACUGCUUUUGAACAGCUAGCAUCAGUUCCAAGAGAAAUAUAUCUCUUCUUGAUCUCAGACAAUGAAAGAAGAAGGAUUUGUUCUGACCUGUAAUCACUUUAGAUUCAACAUCAUCAAAACCAUUAAGUGCUUGUGAAUCUUAGCUGGUGUCUCCCCAAGGUCAGCCGGGGAUCCCAGCACUGCAGAUAACAGCAGCUGUCUAAACACUGGACCCAAAACUGCUCACAGCAAAGGCGAGGAGGAGAUAAUGUAUGAUUUGAAUCAACAGAUGCUGAAUGUCCUUGUGAAAACAGCAGAAUUAAAACAUAUCUCUCAGUCUGAUGCCAGCACUGCCUGUUAUUGAUAUUUGUACCUAAACGAUCCUAGUGGAGCGUGUAAAUCCAAUAACUGGAGUAGGUUUAAUGUGUAUGCACUGCCAAAGCUCUACUUUGAAUUAAAAGAAAGGUGAUAAAAUCUCUCUUGGCAAUAACCACUGUGCCAGCACGACUCAGGAACCCGGGGAAGGUCACAUCAUGACGCCUGAGUCAGCAUCAUUAGCUGAGUGACGACUUUUUCACUUACUUUCUGCCUCUAAAGCUGUUUGUGUCUCCCAGGGUCUAAUGAUUAACUCGUGUGGUUUAAAGUUUGAUGUUUUAACAAAUCUUAGACUGUCAGUAUCAAAGUGUUUAGUAGUAAAAGCACUCCAAGUAUACUAACUUGAUGAGUAAUGUCCACUUCUCUCUCUGUCCCUGUAUUCCCCACCAUGCUCUGUGCACACACACCUUCUUCACCCCCUCUUCUUCUUCAUACAUCUUCAUCCUCUCUCCCAUUACUCUUCCACCCACAGCCCAGCCCUCACCUCCUGUCAGAGCAGCUCUUGCACUGGCACCUCCACCCCCAAUCCCUCUCCCAUCCCCUUCUCUGCCCCUCACACACCUUCCUUCACCCCCUGCUGCACCCCUCGCCGUCUCUCCCUGUCCCUCUCUUUAGCGGAGUCCUCCACCAACCUCAGAGACUCCACCAAGACCACCAGCACUUCUCUGGGCCUGGUGCACCUCCUGCUGGAGCACGGGAUAUCUGCCUCUGUGUAUGAUCCCCGCAGCUGGGACCGAGGGUUGGAUGCUAGUGGAACGUCAACACCUGUGGGAGGCGUGCCAGCGCAGAGGAGCAGCGACCCACCGGAGGAGACAGACCAGAGACGAUUGAAGAAACGUCCAGACACCCUCCUUCUCCUCGAGCCCUCCACCCCGCCCAACUCCCCUCGCUCCAAAUCGGCCUUUUCUACCUCCACCCGCCCAGUUUUCCAAUUCAGCCCUAUGAAUGAUGAACCGCCUUUUUAUGAAACCUUCCUGGCCUCGAAGCCGGCUCGCACCAUCCUGAGGGAGGUUCUCGGGGAGGCAGAGAAGGAGCAGACAGAUGAUGAAAGCCAAGCAGACACUCUAAAUCUCCGGCUUGUGGACAAACUAAAAAGUUUCCGCGCUCUCCUCCCUCAUGCUGCUUCUGCCGCAUCUGGGACUUCUCUCUUAGCCUCUUUCGGCUCUAACGGAUUAGGGAAUAGCACUCUGGGUGGGGGGCUCCCAGGCUUAAACGCAGGGCUACGGAGAAAUCGAAGUUAUCCUGCCAUGGUAGGGGCGAGUAUGGCUAUGAAAGACCCAGGAGGUCCUCCCACUACAGAAAUACUCAUACCACAUACGAUGCAAGCCCCACAAACCCAACAAGCAGCGCACACACAGGAAAUGAGCAAAACACAGACUAAUCAUACUCUGGUCAAAAAGGCCAUUCACAUACCACAGACUCUACAUGCCCUGGAAACAGUCACCCCACAGACUAUAGUACAGAGACACACAAGGCCAGACUGCAGACUGUGGCAUUCAACAAGUAAUGACCUACAGAGUGAUGAUGAAAACGGGACAUAACAGAAGCUAUUCAGUGUACUCACCUCUAUUAAACUCAUGAUGAUUCAUAUAUGAAAGAUACCAAAACACUCUGCAAGCAUACAACUACCACCCCUGAACUGAACAGCUACACUGAUGAACAAUACAGCAUCAGUCUGAUCAACAUAACCUGAAUGAAACGGUGGAGGAGGAUGACCCUCUCACGGCUGACACUGUUACACUGUGUUGUUAUUCACUGUCAGACCAGACUGCUGAUAACAGAGUUUGUUGCCUUCCUUAGUGUCCAUUUCAAUUGUAUAUUGUACAAGUUGUAUAUGCAAUAUACUGUGUCAUUUAUAUUAAAAUAUUAAGAGCCCAAUCUGGUUACAAUUCUGCAGAGCUUUCAUGUAACUCCUUUUAUUUGUCUCAUGAAGAAGUGCACCAAUGAAAAAAAACAACAGCUCGUGGGUUUUAAAUGAAUCACACUGGCCUGAAUCGAAGGCGUUUCCCUUUUUUUAUCAUUAUUAAUAUUAGCAUAUUUGGACCCCAAACGAUGCUUAGCUAAUAACUUUCUAAUGUGUAGCUGCAACAAGAAAAUUAAGGUCGGUCUGUGUCCAAACACAAAAGAGGGAUAAGGAUAUGCUGAUCCUCAUAAAUGAUUUGUAUAUUUUAGCAUCUCAUUGUUUUUAUAUUUUUCUUGCAAUGUGGGAUGAUAACCAGAUUUACCAAAUCUUUUAUCCUCGGGGAAGAAAUCUGAACUUCUCUUCAGGCCACUGUGAUCAUUUGAAGCCUUUGGAGUGUUUUUGUCUUGAUGCACUGGAGAUCAUUGGAGUUCGGAUGUUGGCAUUAGAGAUUAUUUUCUAUGGAUGACUCAUUUCUACCCUUCAGUCUCUGUAUGUGUGUAGAUCUGUAUUUUGACAAAUAAUCCAGAUUGUGGCUUUAAUGCUGUGUCAUCCUGCUGUGACUUACUGUACUCAUGUGCCUAAAACAGCUAAGAAACUGUAUCACAUUGGAUUUGUCUUUGCGUUUGUUCUGUUUCAUGACUUUUUACUUUCAAUGCAGUAGAGGGAGUCCAUGAGAUUAACCGAGCAAAUCAAUGACUUUGCAUCUGAACAUGCUAAGGGUCCCCUCUCCACACACCUGCAUGUCUGUGGAGACGGGCUCUUUUUUUCAUUUGUAUGAGUGAGGCAUAUCCUUUAAUUUCAGCCUGCUGGGUCAUGUAGCACAAAGAGAGUGAUCCAGACCAGGUCCAGAUAAAAUCGCACAUCUGUUGAAACACUGUGACUACAGAAGACGAGAGGCAGAACUGCAGAAAAAUACAAAAUAUGUUUCACACUUGAGAGCAGCUCCAGAAGACAAAGAAAUGGAGGGGAUUUGAUUCAUUCACGAUUAAGGCAUUACUUCUUACUCCACAAAAAUUCAGCGGGGAGAUGUAAAUCAGCAUGUCAUAUCAGUCACCGGCUCUUUUUAACUGCUUAUACUCAAAACCAAAGUUGGACCCGAAUGGAGAGUAGCUGGGACCAUAACAUAAAACUAAAGCAUGUCAGUUUGCAAGAGUGAGUGAUGGUUUAGAUGCAACAUGAUGACUCCACUUAAUUUAUUGGUUCUGAAUAACAAUAUUGUGUGGGUGGAAAAAGCAACACGGAGGUUGGGAAACAUGUUUGUGAAUGUAACUGUUCAUGGAGUGGCUUGAAAAAUCCAAAUGUUUCUUUCAGAGCAGGAGACGGAGCUUUUUAACACUGUUUACUGCUGUAACACUGACCCACCUCCAGCAUCUGGAUGUUUCUAUGACAUAAUGUACACUUUUUUUUUUUUUGUUAAAGUAAGCUGGCUUAAUUUGAAAAGGAAGCUAGUAACACAUCUGCCAGAGAGGAACAGUUUUAUUUUCUCAAUCCCAUCUUAAAUAUUGACUUUCAGUGAAAGAAAAAGAAAAUGGCUGGCACUGCUGCUAGGAGUGGUUUGUUGAAACUCUCACAAUUAAGAGGCUAAACUAGGAAUGAGUUAUAGGAAUAAGAAUAUAUAUAUAUAUUUAAUAAAAACUUGGAUUGUUAGAAGUCAACAUAUAACUGAAUGUUUGUGUUUAAGUGAAGGACUUUUAGAGAUUGUAUGGAUAUAUAUUUUAAAAUUUUACACUGAUGUUUGUUUUUUUUAUGCCUCACAGAAACCUUUCCAUUUACAGCAGCAGGUUCAGAGUCACCUGUCUGCAAGCCUACAGUUUAUUGAUCCUGCCAAUUAAUUUAUGACGCACAUCUGGGUAUAUCAACAAUCACACAACAAUUUACAGUAUUUACAACAUUACCAAGUGCUAAGCCCAAGGUGACAAGGAGAGUGAACGUGUGUGUUUGUGUGUUUGUGCGCUUGUUUGUCCGUGUCAACUGAAUCAUCUGAAUGUAAGUUAUUACAGUAAUCCUGAAGUAGGUUCAUAUAUUUAUGUACAAUAUGUUGAUUUAUCUCUUUAUCAGUUUGUGUUGACCUCAGAAAGGGAAACUAUUAUUGCAUUGUAAAUGUAUGCAUCUUAUAGUCUUGCUAACUUUUUCUUAUUUUAAAAAGAAACUGUAAUAGUAGGACAAAACCAGGAGAUUCAGCUGUUUAUUCGGAGUAAAGACAGAGAGAAACUUUCUGUUCAGGGACUGAACAGGCUGGACUGUCAAUAAAAAAUAAAUACAAA